Malaya genurostris is the source of this 58056-nucleotide messenger RNA. RefSeq lists its product as uncharacterized. The coding region runs from base 3026 to 5245 and encodes 739 amino acids. Gene Ontology annotation, cellular component: membrane. NCBI's taxonomy places the organism in Eukaryota, Metazoa, Arthropoda, Insecta, Diptera, Culicidae. The transcript has 12 exons. The record is from RefSeq and is a predicted model, not a curated record.
UGGUUUUAGUUUGAUUUCAGAAACGUUCACUUGCGGUUCGUCGUCGAGUGCUCGCGUUGUGUUUUUUCUCAUUGUAAAAAAAAAGAAAUAUAAAACCAAACAAGAAGGGAGGGGGGAAAGGAGGACCCACAUGCAGAAAUAUUCAGUGAGAAGAAAAUUAGACUCGUUAGAAACGUGAGGAUAGGAAAACGGAAAAAAAACGUCGUUGCAUGUAAAUAUUCAAAACACGACGGAUACGGCGAAACUAGGGUGGUUCUGGCUCUGGCUGUCAGGAAGAAUGCGUGACUGGUAGGAAACAAUAAAUCGAAAUCUGUCACAUUCUCUAGAACCCGGUGUACGAGAGUCUCUACCGGGGAAUGAUGCUGCGGUUGGACUGAGGAGAAAAAAAGUAUUCUUUUGGGAUAUUCCAAUCGUUCCGAUUGUGGAUCGUGAAUUCUUCCGGACCCGGGGUGGUGCGCGUUUUUUGGUUGGUGUGAAGAGUGGAUUUCGCCCUGUGUUUAUAGGUGCAAUAAUAAACGACCCGCUGAAGAAGCAAUCCAAAUCAUAAAUAACGAGAAUCAAGCAAAGAGAAAGACACCGGUUUCAGGUGGGAAAAGCAGUGUUUUUUUGUUUCUUCUGGCAAUGGUUUCCUUCGCUCUUCGAGCGUUACGGUGAAAAAUUCUGUGGAAUUUGGAGAUCGACAUCCCGCUACAGUUCGUACGGUGCGGUUCGGCAGAUUGUUCCGUGAAAGGGGAAAAUUUCUGAAACCCAGUCGUAAUAGUCGUGCAAAGAUAUUCCAGUGACGGUGAAAUCUGAUGAGAAAAAAAAAACACAGUGUAGUGGUGAAAGUAGAAGAAAAAAAUGUUGAAGUUUUAUUGAGAUAAAAAAAAAAAAUUCAAGCCAACAGCGAAGGCAUUGGUGAAUUCAGUGGAAAAUAAAUCAAUAAAUCAAUCGUUCUACAAAGCGACACAAAAGAAAAGUGCGAGCCCGUUGGUGUUCCAAGAAGUCUCCGGGAGUCAAAACGGCACUACGAAAAUUGAGGAACGCAUUUAAAAGAGAUUACCCACAAUUGAGCCCAUAAUCCGGUGGAGCAUUGUCACCAUCAACGUUGCCAAUCAGGCGUAGCAGAAUUCGUCGCCCAUUUUACGGCAGCCAUAUUGCGAACACCGUGACACACCACUGAGCACAUCAAACAAGCGGGACAUCAAAGAAUGGGCCAGCCAACAACAGCUCACCACAGUUGUCCUGAAAAGAAAUAAUUAUCUAACAGGCUAAAUUUUCAUUACACGCUGCUGUCAGAAACAACAGGAUUUUCUCCAGUGACAACCCAACCAGCGGAUUUGGGAUCGGACGAAAAUCAAGCACCGGGUAUUUUCGGGAGACUGACAGCAGGUGAAAGCGGUUUUUUGGUGCUCAUUGAGACUCUCUGAAACUAUCGCCACCAUUAAUAAUCAUCAUCUGCAGUAGUAGUAGUAAUAGUAGCAGUAGUAGCAGCCGUAGUAGCAUUACUCGCUAAUCCAUCCCAUGGUGCAGUCCUGCCUGCCUGCCAGCCUGCCUGUAGUGGAUGCUUGGGCAAGGGUGGCACAGACUGACGAAAAUGAUGAAGCCAUUGUCCGGCAUCAGUAGUCCCGCCGAGCUUCGACAGCAGCUUAGCCCCACCAAAUUCCACCAUCAGCUGCAGCAAAUCACAAUCCAACGGUACGAGAUAAGAUGGAAGUGGUGCUGCCGGAUUGAAAAAAGCCAGUGAAGAGCAAGUCUUGGGAAAUGAGCCGAAAGCAGCACCACCGUUCGCAGUGAAUACUGUUUUCUAACGUUCUAACGGUUAGGGGGCGGCGGUUAGUCAAAACAAAAAAAAACGGAAAGGAUUGUGGUGUGAAGUGAGAGAGAGAGAGAGAGAGAGAGAGAAAAUCAAAAUUAAGUGGCGAAAAGUUUUUACUGUUAAAUUUAUUGUGCUAUUUCAGUUUUUCAGUUUUUCCUUUGUGUCCACGUUUUAAACAAGCAAUCAUCGUCGGGUAUGGUUUAGUUGCGAGGUAGAAUCCGCCGGUUUUAUUUUUGGCCGGGCUCACUCUUCUCGUACACCGGUUCACCACGAAGCUCGAACAAAAUCAGUUAGCAUUUUGUGCUUCAGUUUUUGUUUCUUUCGCGUAAGCUGCAGUAUUUUAUUCGAGGAUUAAAUGCCCUGAACAAAGAGCAGCAGGAAAAUUAAGCUUCAAAUCCACCAGGCAAAGUCGAAAAUAUAACGAAUUUAACGACCGGUUGCAGGCUGGAAGCAGCCAACGUAGCGUUCGUUGAGGCAGCAUCAUAAAGCUAUAAGAACGAAAUCAUCCUCUUGACUGUCCUUACGCAUCAGUGCCGGCAGCAGUUCAGGAGCAGCGCCAGAAACAGCCAGCUUCAUCAUUUCAGUUUUUUUGGUAAAGUUUCAAAAAGUUCGACCCGCGAAAAAAAAUUUCCGUUGCGUCGUAGACAAAAAAAAGUGAAAGUGAAAGUGAAACAGAAGCAGUACGUACCGGUACAAUCGAAUAAAGUAUGAAACUUGUGCCGACGUUGUUGAGAAAAUUUUCCAACACCAUUGCCAGAACGAUCAGGACGAAGAAAGGGAAAGUGCGGAAAAACUCGUAAAGUCGUAAAUUUGCGUUUCGCGUGUCAUAGAAUUCCAAUUUAAUCUGUUCCGUAGCACACUCCCCACAUUGCGUGACAGUGUAGUGUAGAUUUAGUUCGCAUUUCGUAGUCAAGUUAAGUGAAAAACCGUGCAAUGAGUUUGUAAUAUUAGGUAAACAAAAAAGAAGUGCUUCUUAUUGCGGUGCUAGAGGAAAGUUUGCGAAAGAAAAGUGAUAGGAAUUUGAUAGGAAUCAAAAAGGAAAAAUCUGCAGGCUUCCAGAAAAGGUCAACCGGAAGAUAGUUUAGAGGGAACGGACACGGUGACGACACAACCGACGACGCAGAGCCACGAACGAAGAACACGUAACCGGCAAAAGUAAUUAUAAUUUUAACCACACGCUUCAUAAGAAUAUUAUGCCAAAGUGUUGGAAAAGAAAACCGACGGGCUAUGUUUGUGAUGCUGUCAGUUCGCACAACAGCCACCGUUCGUGAACGGCCAGCCGAGACGGUCAAGAAGGCAAUCAACAUAAACCAGUUCAUCAGGAGCAUCAAUAACCGGAAGGCAAAGAAGAAUCAGAAAGCGCAGCAGAGUUUGAACAACGCGAAUCCCUUUGGCCAGAGCGACAAAAAGAGCAACAACAGCGCCGAUAGCGACAACAGUAACAGCAGCAACGACCAGAAGAACCUACGAAGGGACAAGAAUAGCUAUCGGAAACCAACCGAUAAGAUCGAUAAAACGUCGAUUCAGAUAAUUGCAUCAACGACGAGCUCAACCCACCACCAUCCUACAGGCCGGCUGGUACAGAUUCCGGAGGAGGAAAAGCAACGGAACGAUCCCGUGCCGGCGAGUGUGCCUAUCGGGGCUACCAACGCGGUUGCGUCGUCCGAGAAGCACGACCCGCGGAGCGAGACCCAGAGCAGCCAUCAGGAUCAGGAGCCGAGAACCAAGUUUCUGCUGCCGGAGCUCAACAACUUCCGGAAGCCACCAACUGUGCAGGUACCUGUGGCAACCAUACUCAACGAUCUCAGUCCCGUGCCUGCGCCAGCAAAAGUCACAAAUAAAGUCUCCAACUCGAACCCUAUGAGUCCUAUGAACCCCGCCGGGCUACAAAGUAACUCGCCGGACGUUAAGGCCAUGCGGUACUACAGAUUGUGGAUCUACACAUGCAACGCUGUGCUCUUGAUGGCGGUAAUUGUAUUCUGUGGCGUUGCGGGUAAAAUUUUACUCUCCGACUACAGGCGCUUGCUGGUGACCGGGCUCAGUCUGACGCAGCCGAGCUUCAUCUACGCGUACCUAGCGUUGCUGGUGCAAUCAGGUUUCUUACAACUGAUAGGGUGUCUUGGUGCCUUACGACUAUCGGAGAAAUUAUUAAACGCUUACUGGUUGCUUUUACUCGUAUUGUUAAUAGGAGACGCGAUGUUAGGCAUAUUUUGGAUGUUCAAAUUCGACCGGGUGAUGAACGACCUGCAACCGAUGCUGAGGAAUCGUCUGGCCCACGAAUAUGGUAAUUCAAUCGAAUUAACAGAUCUCUGGGAUCGGCUGCAGAACGAGGGACGGUGCUGUGGCGUAGCAGGACCACAAGACUUUCCGAUACACGUAAACCGGACCUACCCGGAUUCCUGCUGCGCUUCGGAUGUCACCGAACAGAUCAGCAUAUCGCGGAGACCGCUGGCAUCGGCGGUGGUAUUCCGCGGGGACGAACUGGAUGAUCUCGCGGCGGCCGCUGGUCACAACUUCAGCGACAUCAGCGAUUCGUGGAGUCUCAUAACGGCUCCGAGUAGCAGUAGCAGUAGUAUUAGUGGUAGCGGCAGUGGUAGCUUGAGUUCCAGUAGCAGUAGCAGUACGAAUAGUGGUGGCAGUUUUAGUGUUCGCAGCGGUAGCAGCGUUGCCAGUGCCGGAGGUGAUAGCGGCAGUGUCAGAACGAUCACCGCAUGCCGAGCGGUUUAUCCACAGGGCUGUGCCGACCGGAUCGUGUCCUGGUUGCGGCACACGGCGGACGUGCUGUUUGUGCUCGGCUACUGCGUGAUAGCGUUCCUGAAGUUAUGCUUCCUUGGUAUUCUCCGGUACGAGAUCAAGGAAAUGAUACAGAAAAUCAAACUGCUUCAAACGGAGAUGGCCGGAGCGAUCCUGAACGGAGUUGACUGUGACCAGCAGCAGAUACAGCAGUUUACCCUGUUGCAGCAGGUAACCAGUACAUCGAUCAACGGUGGAAUUCAUGCCGAACCGAAGGUCGGCAAUCGGGAUCGGGAACGGACGCGGUUAGAGGCCGCCGAAAGUGAACGAGAAUCCUUGCUGAACAUUCAGCACCAACCGCAGCAACAGCAACAGCAGCAGCAGCAACAAUCGGAUCAGACUCCAAGGUUGCUAAAGCACCGACAGCUGUACACCUGCAUCAACGAGCAGCAUCUGUACAGUGGGAGUGGUAGUGGGGGUGGUGGAGGUGGUGGUGGAGGUGGAGGAUCCGGUGGAGCUGCCGUCGGUGGCUGUGAGUCCGAUACGAACUCGAAUUGCGCCCUGCUCGUCGAGGAGAACAACGCAUCGCUGCUGUCUUCCGGGGCGGGCGCCACCAAGACAAUAAACGGCAACAACAACUACGAGCUGAGCGAAUUCGACAGCAAAGCGACAGCAUACAGACUUCUGAACGCACCAACGGUAACUAGAAUCUGACUACGGUAUUACCUGGAGCAACUGUUUGGUGAUCGCUGGCGGAAAGCGAGACCAAACACACGAAAUCGCACCCAAAAUGACCCAAGUGAGGGAAGUGGCAGUUACAACUGUCAGCAACAGCAGCAGCAGCAGCAGCAAGUGCAACAACAACAGCAGCAACAGCACCAGUUACCAACCCUACAGCAGCUACAACAGCACGAUAGUGGUAGCAGUAGGGAAGGCCUUCGGAUCAGCAUGGUCCAUCGGUUGCACAGCAUCACGGGCAGUAGUGUGUUGAGUGGAAGUGGCGGUAGUGGAACCAGCGGAGUCAAUGACGAUUCCGGUGGUUGCGGGAUCGGUGGAAACGGAGCGAGUACGACGGCUACGGCCGGUAGUAGCAGCUGUAGCAGCGGUACCCCGGCCAGUAACACCGAUGCCGGCGAGGGAGGUGCCGGUUCGCGAAGGCGCCGAUCCCGGAUAACCUACGACCGGGAGCAGGGGGUUAGGUUCUACCGAGGCACCGAAACGACCGACAGCAACGAUUGUGAUUGUGAAGAUAUUUGAAGGCGAUGACGGUGGCCGACGGAUUAAGUCUUCGGGUGAGCGAAGAAGAAAACGAAUCAACUGUGAGAAAAUCAAAGCUGUGAACAUUAAGUUACGUGCAAAGAUUUAUAUUAUCGAAUAUCCUAUCUGUCUCUGUCUCUGUUCCAGUACAACUUUAACUGGAGUUACAUCAUAAGCCGCUGUUGAGCAUAAGGUAAUUGAAACCGCUGUUCCCCUAGGAUGUAAGAUCCAGACCAUAGUGAUUGUAGAAAAAAAGAUAGAAACUUUAGCUCUAGAUAAACUGUAAAAGUCCUUCAGAAAAAAAAACUGCAGGCUAAAAACAGACAACAAGUGCACAGAAGGCGAAAACGAAACACACACAACAAAAAAGAAAUCGAAACUAACCUUAGGCUUAGGUGUUCGUCAUAAGUACACACAUUUUCGUAUUACUAAAUUAAGGAAACCUUUCGUAAUUCGAUUUUAUACCAUAACUAACCUAGUCGGCUAGUCGGCAGGACAGGUAAGAACUGAAAAACGGCGGGCCGAAAAGAAACCGAAAAAAAAGGAAAUUCAAACAGAAAUCCAAAAAUAACCGUUUCGGACGUAAAUCCAAAUAAAGCAACAACAGAUCCGAUCUUUCGCACCUAACCACGCCAUCCUUCCUGGAAGGAGCCCGGCUACCGAAAAUAAACCGACUCAAUGGAUUCGCACAAAAGGAAACAGUCCUGGAAAUGAACUAACGCCCCGAAGAUUUCCCUUCCAUUCCGAACGUUAUCGGACAGACACAGGUUGGUGACACAGAAAACGAAGAAGGUAUCGGUCGGUCUUCCUAAUCCCUAAUUCUACUCGGUUGCGGAUCAGCAUUCGUUCAAAGCACUGGAUUCAAGUAAUUUGCAUGUUUCGAGUGCUCGUUGAAUUAAGGUUUCAAAUUUGCUUCGGAAAAGGCAACUAACGAAGCUGAAACUAAUUUCGCAACUUUCAAUACAUGUAGAGUUCAUGAUUUAAGUUUUCCGGUUCGUGACAAUUUCACUGUAAGUUUUACUGAAACGUAACGUCCGCGGAGAUUAUAUACCUACAUACUAUUCAAAUGUUAGUUUUCUUUUGACGCAACUAAGGGUCGCUUUUCUAUGAGACUCUAGGCUAGAGGAACUCGGAAAUGAUAGAAAACGAAAAUACUCAUUUUUUCUUCAUUCAUUCCUAAAUGUAUCCACAAAUUCAUGAAAAAAAUUUGAGUAGUACUACUUUUACAAGUGUAUGUGCACCAAGUAGUAAAAUGUCACGUCACAAGUUUACGUUUUCCGGACAGGGAUGGCUAUUUGAAGCAGCAUUUCAAUUUGAAGUUUUAUUGAAUGUAUAUAGAAAUUAAAAUUUGAGCCACUAUCUUCUCAGUAUUGCUUGUGUGCAUUUCAGAGUAAAAGUAGUUCUUUGAGCGGCAUUUUGGACUCUCAAAGUUAUCUCGAGCCCAAACUUGAUAUGGUUGGCUCGAUAAACGAAUUUUAGGACAAUUUUUCUACACAUGUGCUCAAAACUGAACCGAUUCAUAGCCAUCGAUUACAUGAAAUCGAAAUCCAAUGGACACUCUAAAAAGGAUCAGAGUCAUUUCGCCGAAAGGAUUAUUUCGCAGAAAGGGUCAUUUCGCCGAAAGGGUCAUUUCGCCGAAAAGGUCAUUCCACCGUUUGUCAUUUCGAUUGCCCCUUCGGCGAAACGACUUUCGGCGAAACGACUUUCGGCGAAACGACUUUCGGCGAAACGACUUUCGGCGAAAUGGCUUUCGGCGAAUUGACCCGCUCUCCUCUAAAAAAUCUACACACUGAACAAAAAGUCGUAUAUAUUUUUUAAGACUGCAAAAUUGAUUUUUAAAAAAUAUAACAUUAUAUAGUAAAGAAAACGCAUCCGAAAAUUCUCUUUGGAAAGUUUUAUUCUGAAACCUGUUAUUGAAACUACUGUGUUCACGAUAAGGGGCUGUUCAUAAAAGACGUCACGCCGCAAGGGGGAGGGGGUCUUUGCUUCUGUGACAAUUUGUGACAAAGGGGGGAUGAGGAGUCAAAAAUCGUCAAAAAAGCGUGACGUCUUUUAUGGACAGCCCCUAAAGCGAUUUACAAAACUGAAUUCAAGGUAUAAAUUUGCUCAUGGCAAACUGUCUCUUACAAGUAAUCGUUUUAGAAAUAUUAAAAAAUAUAUGGAAAUUAUUUCAGUUGUCAUAUCUUCACUUUCCAGUCUUUUUUUUACACGCACUUGAACACCGUCUGCAAUUUUUAGCUUGUACACGGUGAAUCGUACUCAAGUUUGUACACAAGCGCAUUGUACAAGUUUGAACAGCGUGUUUUGAACUAGUGCGCAAACCUGUAAACGUUUGUACUUUCGAUGCGAACAGUUGAGCAGUAGUUCUGAACUUCGCUCUUUGCAAAACCCUUUCAACUAAAAUUUCUGAUCAUAUUAUUCGAGUGAAAAUAGAAAUAUAAAAAUAUGAUAUAAGUGUAUAAAAUAAACCCUGUUUCAAUUCACGUAGCGAUGUAAUGGUUCCUAGCUCAUAUCACUCAUAUUAUCACAUAUAUUACUUUGGGAUUCUUCCAAUUACCUUCUCCCGAAUUUUGUGGAAAAAAAAUUGUUCAGGCAGCAACAUACAAGACCUGAAAUUGAAAUAAUUUACAAAUCAGCUUUAAAGAGUUAGAUUAGGAUUUGAGUCUUCAUUGACUUAACUGCUCGAAAUGUCCAUCCAUCCGUUAACUCCGAAAUCCCAGUUUAAAAUUGAUUUUGAUCUCUAUUUCCGAUACCUUCAAAACCAGAAACCUGUGAUCGAUAUAGUCGAUAUGGUUCGUAUGGUCAGCCGUUUACGUUACUUGCAUCGUCGCAUCUUAAUGGCAUUGUAAAAUUUGGAAGACUUAUCAACCAGUAGGUCCCAGGAAGUCAAAUGCAGAUAAAGUUCAUCUAUUUUGUAUGCGACCAGAAGACCAUUCAUUUGAAUCAUAGUUUGUAGAAAUUGGUUGAAAAUCGGCUCUGAUUUGACGAAGUGAGAUCAAGUUUAAAAUGAACUUGCGCACGAAAAAUUGUACACAAGUUCAACGCGGCGCAUGAUUUCUUGAAGACUGCCACUUUGUAAUUGAUAUCAAUCAAGUUAACAUCAAAUGUGGAUUUAGAGUUUGAGUUUGAUAGAAAAUUAUGAAAACAAUUGAAGAGACAUCUUUUUAAAUUUGAAUAAAUCUGAUACUUGAAAAAUCAUUCGACUGUAUUUUUUCAGUGUUUUUUUUUCUGAGUGCGCAAUCGAUUUCCUAGAACUUCUUAUUCGAUACCAUUUUCGUGGUUUCUGAGCUAAGUGAUAAGAAAAAGUACAUAUAAAAAAGUCGUCCAUUUUUAAAGCCAGUCUUGGAUCAGAAAAAUAAAUGCGUCAAGUAAGAAAUUUUACGCUGUAAGUUUUUGCCUUUGAUCAAGCUGCUUCUCUGGAUGAAUUGCACAUUUUAGUUUGCAAUUCAUUCAGCAUUACUUGGGCGGUUGUUAGUUCAUUAAGCGAACGAAUGGCUUAAUACAAGUAACUGAAAACGUAAGCAAGGAAAAAAGUUUUUUUUUCUUUCGAUUUGUAAUAAAGCGUCCUUUUGGAAUCCUCAUGACACGCGUUUGUGUUUUUCAGACAAGGACUAAUAUUCAUAGAUAGAAGUCAAACCUUGAAGUUACAUUCCAUUUAUUCCAUUUUACCAUUCUAUUUUAACGAAACCAAUUCUUAGGAAUGGAUGAUUUUGACGAAAAUAAUUUCACCGAAUGGGUCAUUUUAACGAAAGCUAUUUUGCUGAAUAGGCCAUUUUGUCGAAAGGUGUUUCGCCGAAUGGAUCAUUUCACCGAAUAAACCUUUUCACUUAAAUGUAUCCCUCUAAAUCAUUCACCGGAAUCUUUUUGUUGGAUGGGCCAUUUCAUCGAAAGCAGUUUUGCUAAUUGGGCCAUUGUGCCGAAAGCUGUUUUGCCGAGUUAGUGCAACGUCGCCAAAAAAUACAACAGGUACUAGUUAUUGCAAAACUAACUCACAGAGAACCGGCGCAUCAGGUUUUACGUUCCGAAAUUAAUUUUUGAAUACCGAACAGAACACUGCCACUCGAUCAUUUACCGCUGUGAAGGAUCAUUUCGAGCUUGGAAAAUCAUCCAGUUAAACGAUUUGCUAUGUUUUGAUUUUAUUCAAACAUUUAAGAUUUUGUGUGACAAUCAGUUUUUUAUCUGUAUUGUGAUUAUCAUUUUUGUAUUGAUUAAUUAAAAGAUACCGCGCCUGUUUGAGAAUUACAAAUAAUAUGUUCAACUCAAAAUGGGCAUUACAAUAAUAAUGAAUAAUUGAAUUUCGCAAUGAGUGGCGGGUACAGCGUGAUGGGUACGUCGAUGCCUUUCACGCAGUCCGCCAGGGUUCAAUUCCAAAUCCCGCACAUAGUUUUUCUGGCCCGAAGAGGUGAAUGACCUUUAGGUUAAAACGUCUAUAAAAAAAAUUGGCCAUGGUAGCGAACGACUUGGUGAGAAAGCUUUUUGUGGAUUUAUUUACCACCGAUUUCGUAUUUAAGACGCAGCAAGCGGGCAAUGUAACGUUCGCUAUUGAUAAUCUUGCCUUUUCCAAGGUAUUCGAUUAUACAUUUGCGUACCUGACUGUUCCGGACGUGGUUCACCGGUAGUGCAGCCCACUCAUAUGAUGAUCGUAUUGAUUCCGGAUAUGGAUCCAUGUUUCAUCCAUUGUCACAUAUCGACGCAAAAAAUCGUGUUUAUUUAAGCGAAACAGCUCCAAAUAACGCUAUAGAUCAACGACACAUUAUCGAUGUCGAUUCACCGUCAUUGCACGCAACACCUACUCCGAAGACAGUUUCCUCAUAGACAAUUGUGGCAAAAUAUUGUUAUUUCACUGAAAGCUGUUCCGCUAAAUGGGAUACAUUGUAAUCAAUAGCUCAAUUAGCUUUCCCAGAAAUUCUAUAUUCAAUCAAGAGAGUGCUCGUUCUUUGCAAAAAGAAAACAGAAGGAAAUUACUUUAAAGGGGGAAAAUUCCAGAUGUGAAAUUUUCAGUAUAAGUUGUUGUGAACUCACUUGGUGAUGCACGUCUCCGAAACAUGAAAAAAUGAUUUGUCAACUUCCAGAAUACUCGAUUUUCUUCAGUCGCACUGUUUUCCAGUUGCACACUCCAAGUAUUCUUAUUCGAUUGCACACACCUAGCGAGUACGAGGUCCUCUUUCUCCGCAGUCGACAACCUCUUCCUAGUUCUCAACUGAAUUUCAGAAUGAUUCAUUGACUUAGGGGUCGGGAAAGUCUUUUUUCUAAAGGAAGAAUUGCAUAGCUGAAAACGGCAACUUUCAAAUUGUUCAUUUAAUAUCUCGCCUUGAAAGGCAUGCAUCAAAAAUCUAUCCCGACAAUGUCUAGAUAAAUUAUUUUGGAACCAAUUGAAGCAUAAAAACAUAGGUGUUUUAGCGAUAAAAAUGAAGUGAAUGUUAUUUUUGUGAAGGUAAGUCGAUUUCUAAGCACGCGCCAUUGUUUCUGCUCCAGUUUCCUGGUAACGUUACGAAACAUGAGAGAGAAAUAAAAUCGGCUCAGCAAGGCUACCAAACAAGCGGUAGCUUUAUUGGAUACAGACACAUUUUAUGCAAACUUAUAACCGAAAAUAUCGAAACUUUUCUGGUCACCCGGCCAAUCGCGAGUCAUUUUGAACAUAUGCGAGAGAGCAUGGAGAGAAAUAUAAUACGCAGAGCGAGACAAGUGGUUAUACGCGACCCAACACAUGGAUCAAUAAGUCCCGAGACUAAAGCAGAGAUGGCGCUCGUAGUAAACCAGUAGCCACGUCUUUCUAGAGUAGUAAACUUUGCUUGAGACGGGUCAAAAUUUUAAGUCGAUCCGACCAGAAACAGCUGAGUUAUCGAGGUUGGAGUAAAGUCGUUUUGUAGUUUGUUUAAAAAAUGGAAAAAACCGACUUUCGUGUUUUAAUAAAACAUUGUUUUUUUAAUGGGUAAAAACACCGUGCAAGCGAAACAAUGGAUUGAAAAAUGUUAUCCGGACUCUUGUCCAUCAAAAGCAACGAUUUGUCGGUGGUUCGCCGAGUUUAAACGUGGUCGUACCGACAAAAAAGACGCGGAACGCUCGGGUAGACCUGUGGAAGCCGUUACACCGGAAAAUGUGAGUGAAGUGACAAAAAUUCUAAUGAAAGGUUGUAAAGUGAAGCUCCGUGAGAUUACUGAGAUGACACAGAUAUCAUAUGGAAGUGAAUUUACUAUCCUUCAUGAAAAAUUGAGCAUGAAAAAGGUUUUUUCCAUGUGGGUGCCGCGAUUGCUUUCGAUGGAACAAAAACAGCAACGAGUCGAUGAUUCAGAAAACAGUUUAUUCGAACGAAUUGGGCUUUGAUCAGCUUCCCCACCCCCCAUACUCGACAGAUUUAGCCCCCAGUGACUACUGGCUCUUUGCUGAUCUUAAAAAAAUGCUCCAGGGAAAAAGAUUUGGCACAAAUGAGGAGGUCAUCGCUUAAACUGAAGCUUAUUUUGAAGCGAAAGAUAAAUUUUUUAAUAAACAUGGUAUUGAAAAAUUGGAAAAACGUUGGAACCAUUGCACAGUGGGAAAAAAUGGACCAAAAACGCGACGAUUUUUUUGGAGGCAUGAUACGGCUGACCACAAAGCACUUUUUUGGUGUCAAAUGGUCAGUAGAAUCGAUUCCAUGUAUUUAGAAGGACCGCACGAAACGCUAUCAUGUUCAUUUUACCCCAAGUUCCCUUUUUAUACUGCAUUGUAUUCUAGCUUAACUAUAUAACAUGAAACCGAAGAACCUGCAGAAGAGCGAAUAGAGUGUUUCCGAUGUGAAAAAGUCUAACAAAUCGAUUGCAUGUAGUUUUAUUGAAAGCAGAAAACUCGUUGCACCGUUUUACCCCAUUUCGUUCCUAGUUAUAAUAUUCAGUUGAAUUAUGAUCUACAAUCCAAAAGCAGAUCCAAUGCGAUCUAUCAAUAUUGGUUCAUGAUACCUGCAAAACAUCUGUGAUCCAAUUAAACACAAUGGGAAUGACAGUACUAGCCUUUUUAACCCGUUUUACCCCAAUUUAUAUCAAAAGUCGUAUUUCUGGUUAAACUUUCUCUCGCAUGCCGAAAGCAGGCUGAUUGCGGUUGAUGAAAAUCGAUUAAUAUUACGAAGAAAGCCCUGAAAAUAGGAUUACCAAUGAAUUCAAUGGCCGCACGAAUCUUGUUAUACCGUUUUACCCCAAUUUAUCCUUUAACUGAGUCUUAAGAUUUUGCUCCACAUUGAAUUCAUUUGUAAUCCAAUUUUCAGGUCUUUCUUCGUAAUAUUAAUCGAUUUUCAUUAACCGCAAUCAGCCUGCUUUCGGUAUGCGAAAGAAAGUUAAACCAGAAAUACGACUUAUGAAAUAAAUUGGGGUAAAACGGUAUAACAAGAUUCGUGCGGUCAUUGAAUUUAUUUUUAAUCCUAUUUUCAGGUCUUUCUUCGUAAUAUCAAUCGAUUUUCAUUAACCGCAAUCAGCCUGCUUUCGGUAUGCGAAAGAAAGUUUAACCAGAAAUACGACUUAUGAAAUAAAUUGAGGUAAAACGGUAUAACUAGAUUCGUGCGGUCAUUGAAUUCAUUUGUAAUCCUAUUUUCAGGUCUUUUUUUUCGUAAUAUCAAUCGAUUUUCAUCAACCGCAAUUAACCUGCUUUCAGUAUAUGAAAGAAAGUUUAACCAGAAAUACGACUUAUGAAUUGAAUUGGGGUAAAACGGGUUAAACAAGCUGGUACUGUCAUUCUCAUUGUGUUUAAUUGGAUCAUAGAUGUUUUGCACGUAAUAUGAACCAAUAUUGGUAGGUCAUAUUGGAUCUGCUUCGGGAUUAUAAAUCUGAAUUCAACAUAAAAUUAUAUUUGUCGGAAAAUUGGGGUAAAACGAUGUAGCACGAAGCAUGCGAUCAUGAACACUAUCUGUAAAUUAUUAUUUGAGGUUAUAUGCGAAACAUAGAACUGUCUUGUUUAACCAAAAUUGGUUCAAACACCGAUCAGUAGAACUUUUUUUCUGUAAAUUCACGGAAGAAGAUGACUGGAGGUAAAACAGAAUACAGUUGUUUGCGGUCAAUCUUAUUAAAAACAAUCCAUUUAUAUAACUUAUGAGCAUGUCAGGAAUACCUUCCGAUUGGUGUAAUUGAAUUUUUUCCUGAGUUUCACAGUUAGUUUUCAAAGUAAAGUCAGAAAAAAGAGGAAUUGGAGCAAAACGGGCAUGAUAGUGAAUUUUGCGGAUCUUCUAACUAUCAUAAAUCGAUUCUACAGAAAAAUUUACAUAAGAAAUACUAAUUUUGAAAAUAUUUACUCAUGUUUUUUAUAAAAUUAUUGAGCAAAGUCGCGUUUUUUGAUCGUUUUUCCCCACUAUGCAUUGUAUCACCCUAAAAGGUGAUUAUGUUGAUGAAUAAAAAAAAAAUUUUGCAAAAAAAAUGUUGUUUCCAUUGUUAGUCUCGGGACUUAUUGAUCCAUGUGUUACUGGUCUCAGCCCUUAAGUGUGGGAUUUUUCUCUCAAACACGCCGAAUACUCGGAAUAUUUGCCUUCAACAACCAUGCUUCAUGGCAUUAUAGGGUAAACGAUAGUAUAUACGACUUGUGCAUGUUUGAACCCCACCAAUUUCUACAUCAGGUCCAAAACUGUUGCCUCGCCAUUAUUCACUUAGACUUGAUAGAGUAAACCGUCAGUUUUAUUCUCUCAGCUUCUCUAUUAAAACGUAGAAUAGCAUCUUCCACAGCUCUACGAUCAACAUCCGUAUUGUUAAUGUCGUCCGCCAGAACCAAGAAUUCUGUAAGAAUUGUUCUGUUUCUCUGUCCGUCGCUUUUCGGUAUCGCAUUUUCGUGCGCCAUAUUAAUUAAUAAACUAGAGAGCGUGUCACCCUGCUUCAAUUCAUCUAAUGUCACGAAAGCAUCGGACCAUGAUGAAAAUGUUCAUAAUCAGUUGCUAGUGAUCAUCACUGUAUAUUUUCAUAUUUCGUUGUUAUUACGUGGUGAUAAUCAAUCAUCAGCCAUCAGAAUUAGAACAUAAAACGGUAUGUUACAAUGCAGUUACAUGAAUGUUACCGAAAUAUUGAUUCACAUUAACGAUUGGCACAUACGUUUACGUGUUCAUACUGGUUUCGCAACGUCAAAUAAACUUAUUUUCAACUAGCAACUGCAAGCUUAGCUGUAUUCAAAAUAUGUUUCAAUUAAGUCGAACCGAGUCAAACGGUAUAUAACACUAGGGGUUGUAUGGAGCUGUGGUUAAAGGUCGCUAUUUUCCAGAUAUUCUUUCCAAUAUUCGUCUCAAACAGAAAUGUAAAAAUUUAUUUAAAAAUUUAACAUGCGCUGCACAGUUUUUGGAGAGACUCCUGCCUAAUCUCCGAUAAUCUUUCAAUUUAAUUUAAUGAAUUCUCUUCGCUUUGAUAGCAUCUUUCAAGGCUAUUAUAGAAUAGAAUAAAAGUGUUGCCAACCAACGAGCAGAGUGAUUCUAGAUGCGAUUACGUCUAACGAAAUGAUGAACUUCUUUAAUUUAUAAUCAGUUGAUUCUGAAAGAAACGACUUCUGUGCAAAAUAGUGCUAUGCUCGUCGCUGCCACAACUGCACAACCCCGGUUGUAAAAUAGCCACAGGAUAAAACGUACGGUCGCAUCUUUCAUUCUGUGGUCUUAUAAAUAAAGCAUAAACCUCUAGAGUCAAGCAACCAACCAACCAACGAACCAACAGCAAACGCUUGCUGUGUUGAUGUUUCUAUUUCUAUUUAUUGCAACCUGACAGGACACAGCAAUCGUACGGAGUGUACUGUAAUAUAUAUAUUUCACUUCACAUGUUAAAUUGAAUCAUCGUUUUGUGGAAGCGUCAAACAAGUAAAUACACAACGAUGGAUUCCAUUGGUCUUUUGUUUUAAUCUUGGCUGGGUUAACCCAGUAUUUGAAAACGAGUAAUGGAUUACUCUCUCUCUCUCUCUCUCUUUAUCUUUUGCCCACUCACUGGAGAUGCUUGUAUGCUUCAUUAUACCAUGGUGGCACACUGACACACUGAAGUUUGAAGUUUAAAGAGUAUCGACAUGGGGAUUCACUUUGUGACAAUAAAUGGUCAUGCGAAUAAUCAAAUGUUUCAUACCUUCAGAGUGCUGUGAAUAAAUGAUGGAUCUUUUAUCAACACAACAUGAGAGCUUGAAUGUUCAUGGUUAGUUUUUGAACAUGGCAUUUUCCGUUUUCAACAUUUGGAUUGCACAUUCUAGAUUUGCCAAUAACUAAUUGAAACGACACGUGGAGUACAAAACAAACUUUUAGGUGGUUUCGAUUAAAGCAAAAUAAACAAUAUAAACAAACAAACUCAUUUUUAGGAAAACUCAACUUUCUUCGUAAAACGAUUUAUCAUUUGCCUGGAAAUAAGCUUUUGUUUCAGCGAUGACUUCCUCGGUGAAGUAGAAUCUUCUUUCUUGGAGCAUUUUGUGAAGCUUGCAAACCUGUAGCAGUCUCUGGGGGACAUAUCCGGUGAACAUGGUGGGAGCGGCAGUAAUUCGAAGCCCAAUCCAUGUAAUUUAUUUGAAGCAUUGGUGACUUUGUACUGACAAGAGUUAAUCAGGUGAACAAUUUAGGAUAACUGUUAAAUGAAAAAUUGACCUAUGAUCAUUUCAAAAGUCAGUUGUGAUUUAUUUCAAAAUUCACCGAGGAUAUGAAAGACCCUCAUUGCUUGAAGGUCUUUUGCUCACUAAUUACACCUAUUCUUAAGAACGCUUCAAUAGUUUGAUUACUGUUUCAACCUAUCGUAUCGCUACAACGUCGCCGUAAAAUACAACAGACACAAGUAAUUGCAAAUCUGAGCGACUUAUGACACGGAGCAUUGUCUUGGUAAAAAAGCACUUUUUCCAUCGUCCUUUGGAGCCGUAUCUUACCGAUUUUGUACACAUGAACUGGCCAAUGUUACGAUCACUUUUGAUAGUCUGGCCUUUUCCAAUGCAAUCCAUGAAAAAGUACCAUGAGCAUCCCAAAAAACUGAGAUCAUAACCUUACUGGUCCACAUUUGCGUUUCUGGUCACUUUGGAUGGAUCUCACUGACUGCUGUUUACUCUGCUGACGAUCGUUUGGAUUCUGUGUUGUAUUGUAGUGUAUUCAUGGAUCCAGUUUUCCUCCAUUGUCACAUAUCGACGAUGAAAGAUCUGGUUUAUUUCUGUUGAUUUUCUACAAACAGCGCUGGGAAUCAUACAGGUGAGCAAUACCAGAAAUUUGUUGCAGGUCUUCAGACUUCACAAACACAAACCAGCUAAUAAAGAGACCAAUCCAACCAAAGAGCAAUUUUCAAAGAGGUCAAUGAUUUUUGUAUGCAAUUUUUUCAUAUCACUGUAACUUGGGAAGUGUUUAUUGUAAAAAAAAAGAUUAUGUCGCAGAAGAAGUACUAGGAAAUCGAUUGAGCACUCUAAAAAAAUGUAAACUGGUGAAAAAGUCAAAAAACACUUUUUCAAGAAAUAAAAAACUUACCAAAAAAAUUGUGAACAAUGUCUCUUAGUCUUUCUCAUAUAGAAAGGGUUUGCCAUUACUGUGAAACCCGACUUCUGAACCGAGGCCGUUGAGAUCGCAAAAUGUCUGUGUUUUCGGAGAUGGCUUAACCGUUUUUUGCAAACAUCGAUUUAUAUGAAAGGUCAUACUUUUUCAUAGAACGCGUUGAAUUUCCGGAUCUGACCUACGGUCCCAGAGUUACAGGAUGAAGUGUAUUAACAAUGGCAAACCGUCAUUUAGAGCAGCGAUGUGAAAAAAGGGAAAAAUGGCUUAAAAAUAUUUCAAUUUGCAGGUAUUUUUAGUUGCUAACCACAUGAACUGACUACGGCUAUAUCGGUUCUCAGUUCCCGGUUCCGGAAGUACCGGUAAAAUCGGAAAACCGACCUACGGAGACCCCUUGUGUUGUAUAACAUUCGAAUCGGCUCGACGAGUUCGUAAAAUGUAAAAUGAUAGUUUUUUCUUGCCGCUCAAUUUUCUCGGAGAUGACUGAAGCUAUUUCAACAAGUUUAGGUCAGAGUUUUAAUUCAAAGACAAAACAGCGAUUUCUUCUGGUUCCGGACAUGUAAUGGUAUAAGUGACGUAACCGACAAAACACUCUUUUUUCGCACUUUUUUCCUCCAAUAGCUGAACCGAUUUUAACAAGCUUCGGCUCGUUUGAGAACUAUUAUUGGGUCAUUGAUGAAGUUUGAAGAUCAAAUCGCUGUCUCUUCUGAUUCCAUAAAUGCAAUGGUAUAAGUGACGUAAACGACAAAACAAGAUUUUUCUCUCACCACUCAAUUUUCUCGGCCAUGGCUAAACCAAUUUCAACUAGCUUAGCCUCGUUUGAAAGCUACUAUUGAGUCGUGGAUCAUAUUCGAAGAUCGAAUGUCUGUCACUUACUCCAGGUUCUAAUGAUAUAAUGGAAUAGGUGACGUAAACGACAAAACUUAUUACUGCUCAGUUUUCUCGGAUAUGGACGAACCGAUUUCUAUUAUUUUAGCCUCGUUCGAUACUAACAUUAGUCUGUGGAUCGUGUGGAUUACGUAACCCAGAAAUCAACUUUUUCCUAUCCGCAAAACUAUUUCAGAAAGUGUCCAACGACUGAGUUCAAAUGUAUUAUUAAUAAUAUAUUUGGUUUAGGAAUGUUGCCGAAUAUAUGACGUGAGCACUGAAGCAUGCAUACCCGAAUCAAGCUGAAUAAAUUUAUUUCAAAAAUGAGUCCAAAUUCGUGUCAGAAAUUAUCUUAUUAAUUAUCUUAAUAAGAAAUUAUCUUAUUAUUUUGUAUUGAACAUAAACUUAGAGUCCUUAUUUGUUGUCAAUGUGAUUGGUGUGAACUAAAAAAGUGAAGAAGUGAAAGCUAAAAUAAUUUUUAGGCAUUUUUGCAACAUGAAGAUUUGGAUGAAAAAUAGUCAUUUAAACAAUAGAAGAUGAUUCUAGUCACUUGGUUCUAUUCAUAGUGAUCUUCGAAGAACAAAGAUUUUUGAUGAAUAACGUAAUUUUACAUACAAGAACAGUACACUGCGGUCUUCUUUUGCGGCUUUUUUAUGUCGAUGUCCAAAGUUUUGCAGUUUUCAUGUGGAUAUCUGAAUUUAACUAUUUUUGUAUGCGGACUUUAGAAGUUUUUUUUUAUACGGAUUGCCAAAGUUUGUCCUAUUUUUAUGAGGAUUUUGUAUAUGUGUUUUUUAUGCGGAUUUCCAAAGUCUUACGGAUUUCCGAAGUCAUGCAGAUUUUUUUUGCGGAUUUGCAGACUUAUUUUCUUAAGCGGAUUUCUGAAGUUAUUCGGUUUUUAAGCGGAUUUCUGAAUUUUGUUUUUUAUUCGAAUUUCCGAAGUUAUGAGUUUUUCAUAGCAAUUUUCGAAGUCAUGCGAUUUUUUAUGCAGAUUUCGGAAGUUAUUCGGCUUUUUUAGACGUAUUUCCAAACGUAUGCGAUUUUUUUAUGCAGAUUUCCAAAGUAAUGCGGUUUUUAUGCGAAUUCCUGAAAUUAUUCGUAUUUUUUGUGCGGAUUUUCGAAGAAAUUUCCGAAGUCUGACGGAUUUGCAGUACUCAUACGGUUUUUUAUGUGGAUUUCUGAAAUUUUUAUUUAUGCGGAUAUUCACAAAUAUGAGUUUUUUUGGGGUUUUUUGCACUUAUUUUCUUACACGGAUUCCUGAACCUAUGCAUUUUGUUAUACGGAUUUCUGAACUUAUUCUUUUUAUGCAGAUUUCUGAAGUUAUGAAUUUUUUAUGAGGAUUUUCGUAGUCUUAAAGAUUUCCGAAAUCAUGCGGUUUUUUAUGCGGAUUUCCGAACUUAUUCGUUUUUUAUGCGGAUUUUCGAGAAUAUGAAAUUUUUUAACUUAUCUGUUUUUGCAUAUUUUCAAAGAUAUGCUAUUUUUUGCAGAUCUCCGAAGUGAUACUUUUUCCAUGUAAAAUUUUGAAAUCAUUCGGUCAUUUUUAUGCUGGUUUCUGAAGUUUUUCGGGUUUUUAUAGAGAUUUCCGGGGCUAUGCGGAUUUCUGAGCUUUUUUUUAAUGCGGAUUUCUGAAGUUAUUGGUUUUAUUUUGUGCGGAUUUUCAAAGAUAUGCAAUUUUUUAUAAGGAUUUCUGAAAUUAUUCGGUUUUUUUGUGAGAACUUUCGAAGAUAUGAGAUUUUCCUAAGCCAUACGAUGUUUUUUUGUGGAUUUCGCAAGAUAUGCGGAUUUCAAUAAAUUCUAUUCACGUGAAUUUCCGAAGUCAUUCAUUUUUAAUGCGGUCUUUUAAAGCUAUUGAAUUUUUCAUGCGAAUUUCCAAAUAUAUGCGGUUAUGAAGUUAUUGUCUGUUAUGCAGAUUCCUGAAAGUAUGCGAUUUUUUAUGCAGAUUCCCGAAGAUAUACAUUUUUUAUGGAUUUCUGUGAAUUUACGAAGUUAGACAACAGCCGCUUUACAUACCAGAACAAUCACUGAUACCUUUUUUACGCGGCUAGUUUAUGUGGAUUUCCGAAGAAACGCGGUUUUUUAUGCGGAUCUCUGAGGUUAUUGCUUUUUUAUGUGGAUUUCCGAAAUUAUUCAAUUUUUUAUGUCGGAUUCCGAAGACAUGCAGUUUUUUAAGCGGAUUUCCGAACUUAUUUUUUAUGCAGAUUUCCUGAAGUUAUACGUUUUUAUAUGGGUUUUCGAAAUCAUUCGGUUAUAACUUAUUUUUUAUACGGAUUUUUUGAACAUAUUUUUUUAUUCGAAAUUCCGAAGUUGUGCGUUUUUUAAGUGAAUUUCUGAAGUCAUGCGGUUUUUAAGCGGAUUUCCGAAAUUAUUCUUUUUUUUAUGCGGAUUUGCGAAGAUAUGCGAUUUUUUAAACUUAUUUUUUAUGCAAAUUUUCGAAAUUAUUCGGCUUUUCAUGCAUAUUUUUUAAGAUAUGCGUUUUUUUUUUUGGAAUUUCGAAACCUCCUUUUUUUUCGCGGAUUUACGUAGAUGUGCGGGUUUUUAAUGCGAAUUUCUGAAGUCAAGAGAAUUUUUAUGCGUAUUUACGAAGUGGUUUGUCGGGUUUACAGAUUUCGAUAGUUAAUUUGGAUAGAUAACCAAAAACACUAAUUUCAGUUUUAGUGGUAUUCAGUUUUCGAUUCGGAAGGUACCCAAAAAUUUAAUUUGCACUACAAUUUCUCAAAGAUGCCUUAUGGUCCCAUAAAAAAUUGGUUAAUUUUAUCCAAUUCUGAAAUUAGAGGAUGAUGAGUUUUUAAAAUUCAUACAGAUAUAGAAGGUGUAAAUUGUUUGGCGUAUUAAUUUAUGGCCAUACGAAUCAUUUUUGGUAUUGCUAGUUCUUGAAUACCAGCUCUGGAAGUACCACAAAUAAUGACGAAAAACUCUAAAGUGGAAAUUACUUCGACAUCUUAUGGUAUGUUCAAUCGAUUGUCACACGUUAAGGUUGAAAUUCGAUAACGAUUCAUACAAAAAACACAUGCGGAUUGAUAAAAAAGGUAUCAUCUCACUGCUAGGUGGAUUAAGCAUGUUUUUUUAUAUAGAACUUAGAAGUUAUUCCGUUUUUUUACGCGAAUUUCGGAAAAUAUACGGUUUUUCAAUACUGGUUUCUUAGCUUUAUGUAGAUAUUCAAAGAUAUGCGUUUUUUAUAUGGAUCUUCGAAGUUAUUCCGUUUUUAAUGAGGAUUCCUGAAGCAUUCGGUUUUUUAUGUGGAUUUCCGAAAUCACGCGUUUUUUGAGGAUAUCCGAAGUUAUUCUUUUUUGAACGGAUUUCAGAUGCGGAUUUUCGAAUACAUUCGUUUUUUUAUGAGGAUUUCCGAAGUUAUUCUUCUUUUUAUGGGGAUUUCCAAAGAUAUGCGCUUUGAGAUUUUUUAUGGUGGAUUUUCGAGAUCAUGUGGUUUUUUAUACGGAUUUCCGAAGAUAUGCGCUUUUUUAAACGAGUUUCUGAACUAAUUUUUCAUACGGAUUUCCGUAUAAAUCCCUUUUAUUUUUUAUGCGGAUUUUCCAAGUUAUUCGUUUUUCUUCACGUUUCGUCUUAGCAAAGUGAAAACGGUUAUGUGCCCUAAGUACAAACAUAGAAUAACCCCUAAAUGACAAGUUAUUCGGUUUUUGAUGCGGCCUUCCGAAGAUAUGCUGUUUUAUGUGGAUUUCUGAACUUAUUUUUUUAAGUGAAUCUCCGAAGGUAUGUAGUUUUUUGAUGCGGAUUUCCAAAGAUGUGCGGUUUUCUAAUGCAGAUUUCGGAACCUUCAUUUCACUUUUAUGCGGAGUUCCGAAAUUAUUCGAUUUUUUAUGCGCAUUUGUCGAAGAUUAGCGGAUUUCCGAAGAUAUGCGGUGUUUUUAGUUUGAUUUCCGAAGUUUUGGUGGAAAUUCAAAAAUGCUGCACGACAAGAAAAACUUUAGCAUAAUUCUAAAUGAAAUGCAAUUUAUUAAAUCGUUGAAUUUAUUAGAAUUUCUUCGUCGAAACCUUUUCUGAACAAAUAACAGUUCCUGAGCUCCAAUUAGAAUUAGAAGAAACCACUGGACCCCAACCCGAUCAGAUGGUAAUAACAGAAUUAUAACAUCUGGAGUAAUUUAUUUCAGAAAUAUUUUGUAAUAAAGUUUGAAAUAUUGUUGGCUGGUAAACUGUUAAAAAUCUUAACAAAAAAGAGCAUUGAGAGAACAAAAUCGUAACAGAUUUUGAAACGUAUGUAUCACAAUUAUUACUGAAUUUGAUAUAACUACAGAAGUCCGAAAGUAGGAAUUUGGAAAUGGUUGAAUGAUUUUUUUAUUAAACGAAUAAUUUAUUCAGUACUCUGAUCUCUUCGUUUAGUAUUUUGAAAUUCUGAUCAUUAUAGUUCGAUAUAACGCAACGGAAGAACUCAUUUAUUUCAAUUAAUGAACUUUAUCAUGAGUCUUGCAAAUAAAAAUGAAACAUCAGAAAUGAUUUUGUUAUUAUAUUGUCAUCAUAAGUUGUAACUUUCAACCGUUUUCAUGUGUAAACUAUCUCAAAAUAACACAAAUUGUUAUACAUAUCAAAUGUUGAUAUACUUGUGUUGUGGUUUAGUUAUGUGCAUCUGUUCGGGUAGUGAGCCAGUACAUUCAUUUUCUAGCUAUUUUUUAUCAAGAACUUGUAUUCUUGAAAAUAACUAAAAAUUUAUUCAGCCGCUGAUUGCAUUAACGUCUAUGUGAUGCUUUCAAUAACAAGUUUAAAAAACCCUUCUUAAUCCACCUAGUGAUGUGAUAAUGCCUUUCUCUUCUUUCAUAACAGUCUUAUGAAAAUAUGUUUCAUACUUUUAUUAAAUAAUUUUGGAUACUAAUUUUGUCACCAAUUGAUUCAGAUUGAUUCGAGUAGUUCACAAAAGCAUGCUUCAGUGUUUAUGUCACACAGUCAGCAUCAUUUUUCCAAACUAGUGCUUGACAUUUGCGUUGCCUAUUUGUAUGAGAACAGUGAUGCUAAUCUAAAAAAAGCCUUCUUAGUCCACUUAGUGGAAUUUUCAUAUAUCUUGAAAAAUCACCAUAGGGGGGAGUACAUGAAAUUUUCGAAAUCGAAAAAAAAAUUUUGAUACCAAAAGGCUUAGAAUUGCAUGAAACGUCGAGAUUUAGUGUCAUCUCGAAAAAAUUUUUUUUGAAAAAAUCGACUUUUUGGGACUUAGAAAAAAUAUGAAAAUUUUUCUAAGUCCCAGAAAGUUGAUUUUUUCAAAACAAUUUUUUUUGAGAUGACACUAAAUUUCGAUGUUUUAUGCAGUUUUAAGAGUUUUGGCAUCAAAAAAAAUUUUCGGUUUUGGAAAUUUCAUGUACUCCCCCCUAUGGUGCUUUUUCAAGAUCGAAAAUUGUCAAACCUUUGAAACCGGGCAGCACCCCUUGAGCAUGUCCGAUUUAGGUCAAAUCUUGCAUGAAGGCUUUUUUCGAGGUGCUUAAACUUUUGAGCACUAGAACUUAACGAAAAUAGAGGUGAUCCCAAAAUUUUGGCACCCUUAUAUAUAUAAGAGCGGUGAAAAUCAACGUGUUUUGUCGGUUACGUCACUUAUACAAUCAUAUAUCUGGAACCAAAAGUCACAACCAUUUGAUCUUCGAACUUGAUCAAUGGCACGACAGUAGCUUUCAAACGAGCCCAAGUUUGUUAAAAUCGGAUCAGCCAUCUCUGAGAAAAUUGAGCGCGUUCAAAUAUCUUCGAAAAGUGCACACACAUACACACACAUACACACACACACAGAGACAUUUUCCGAUCUCGACGAACUGAGUCGAAUGGUAUAGAACACUAUGGGUCUCCGAGGCUCCGUUCGAAAGUCGGUUUUUCCAGCAAUUCUAAUACCUUUCUAUAGAGAAAGGCAAAAAGGUGGGUGGGUAAUCUCAGAGACAUAACUGGAUGUCGUGAAUACGAAUAUUUGGAGCCAAAUGCUAGAAUUGAAUUCUGAAACCUAAAUUUGAUGCUAGAUUCUGGUGCUGAGCUCCAAACCUAAACUGGGGAAAUGAAUUCUAAAAUUGAUUGUUGAACCGAUCACUGAACCUGUGUUCUGGAACUGAAUCCCAGUAUACAAUUCUGAUUCGAAACGGAAUUCUGAAUCUGAAUUCUAGUACUGAAAUAUGUACAUGGAUUCUGGUACGCAGCUGAAUUUUAGCUUCAGAAUUACGGUCCCGGAUUCAGUUUUCAAAUUCGGAUCCAAAAUUCAGCCUUGAAAUUCAGUUCUAGAAUCCAGAACCUGGAUUCUGGCAUGUAUUUUAGAAUAUAACACUGGAAAUACAAUUGAAUUUUGAUUCUAAAUUCUGGUCCUGAAUUCCGGAUAGGUAUUUUGGAACUGAAUUCUGACUUCAAUUUCAGUACCAGGAUUCGGUGUCAAUAUUCAGAUUCUAGUCAAGAACUCAUUUCCGAAAUUUAGUUCCAAAGUGCUGGUCUAGAAUCAAGAUUUUGAUCUCAAUUCCAGAUUUCGGUUCCAAAACCCAGGCUUAAAGUCAAGUUCUGGAAUUUUGCUCAGUUCCAGAACUCUGCAAUUCGAAUCUGGCCUUGGAUUCUGGAUGAGGAACUGAAUUUUAGAUCUGGAUUCUGGAAAUCUGGUCUUGGGUUCUGAAAUUUAAUUCUAGACCCUGAAGCCAACAAACGCAUUUAAACUAAAACACAAAAAUCUAAUUAAUGAAAAAGGGGAAAAGUUUUCUAAUUGGCGGCUAUCAUACCUUCACUAAACUUAUUACUUUUGCUUCUAAUUUGCAUAUUUCAACGGAUAAGUAAUUAAAAUAGUACUUUAGUGAGCUUAUUUGUUAAAUUUUCACGGUUGUUGUUUACUUUUCGGUGUGUUUCGCUCCAAUGCGAAGGAUCAACAGCUGAAUGCCGAUGUAAUUUCCCUUUUUACCUUUUUUUUUAUAAAUAUACAAAAUAGGUAUAGAAUUCGUUCAAACUUUAGAAAAAUUUUCCAAGGCUUGGAGGAUCGAGUGACAUAUACCAAUCGAUUCAACUCGCCGAACUGAGCAAAUGUCCGUGUGUGUGCAUGUGUGUGGGUCUGAAGCUAUCCAAAAAGCCAUAGAAUGUUAAAAUCCGUCAAUUUUAAACUAAGAUAUCGAUAUUUUUGUGUAAGCGAUUUUUCGCUUGAUGAUAAAGCGAUGUUUCGGAGCAAAGUGCAACACGAUUUUCAACACGGUUUUAUGCUAUUGUUUCUUAGCACCUAAAAGACUAUGCUUUUUCAUGACGUUCCGAUUUUAGCACGGUUCGUUUUUGGCAACAUAAACGUUCGAACAUGGCAUAUCAGAAAGAUUUGAUGACAGCAUUUUCAAACUCAAAACAGAUUCAUAUUUAUAUUGAUUCAUACUGCUUGCAACAAUAAUUACUGGAAGAACACAACUUCUUACACCCUUUUACCAUUCGAAGAGGUUCGUCGAGAUAAGAAAAUUUGUUUGUGGAAAAUAAUUUCAUUAAUUUUUCUCGGAGAUGGCUUAACUGAUUUCUACGAACUUCGACUCAUAUAAACAGUCCUAUGCUCCUAUAUAACGAUUCUAAAUAUCAUUUGAAUCUGACUUCUGGCUCCAGAACAACAGGAUGAUAUGUGUAAUAAAAUUAAAAUAAUGCCACUCAUAUUGCUCAAACCUCGAACUGGCUGAGCCAACUUUGUCCAUCUAACAUUAAAGGUCUUAAGGUCCCAUAAAAACUGCUUGUAUUUUAUUCAGAUUCGACUUUCAGUUCAGGAGAUACAGGGUGAUUAGUGUAAAAGUUUCAUAUAAAUUUAUCAAUUUUUCCGUCAUACGAUCUUUUUUGGGUUAUGCUGGUCUCUGAAUACCAUUUCUGAAAGUACCAUAAAUAAUGAUAAAAACUUUAAAGAGGAACUCACUUCUGCAUCUCAUGGAUUGCUUGAUCGAUUGUCACACGUUCAGAUUUAAGGGAAUAAUUUUAGGGUUUUUUACUAUUUCUAUCUUCGAUUCGUCGAUUGGUCAUGAAAAUUAUCUAAAUGAAAUCUAAAACCAUCAGAGAAUAUUCACGCAAAAAAAAACAUGCGGAUUGAUAAAAAAAAGGUAUCAUUUCACUGUUAGGUGGACUAGGCACGUUUUUCAAACGAAACUCACACUGCGAACUGAAUUCUGAAACUAAAUUAUUGAAACUGGAACUGGAACUAAGCUCUGUACCGGAACCAAUCGAAAUGAUGCACUUCUUCACUUCCUGCUCAAUCAACUGCGCAGGCUAAAAUGAACGUAAUAUAUGUGUUAACCUUUUACACCUAGCUAACGCAAAAAUGAAAUCUCACUUAUUACAUGAAAACCGUCGGCUCGGGUACGAGAAACGCGUCCUAAGUUUUCUUUGAUACGCGUUGAUGCACGAAUAUUUCAGAAAACUUUAAUUUUGAAUUAUUCGCGAUUAUGUCAUACAACUGAAAAUGUUAUCAUAAAUUGAUGAUCAUAUUUCCGAUGGUAUGUAGUGAACAUUAUGAUGAUACGUUAAAUACAACAAGAGAUAUUUACCCUAAAAAACUUAUCACUCUCUCAGAGGGUAAGUUUUGAAAAGGCACCCCAUAGUAAAGUAAGUCGUAUUCACGACAAAAAAUGUUCUAAAAAUUGGAUGACCAGACUUUUGUUUUUAAUAUGACGUUUCCGUUAAAUUUCAGACUGCUCGAUCGACUUCCAAUAAUAGUUUCGAAGUUGAAAAGAUUCGGAAAAAACUUUCAUGCGAAAAUUUACACCGCCUUUUUUAAAAAUCAGUCUUGAUUCAAAUUGGUCUCUAAUUCUGCGCAAAGCAAAUGAUUUGUCAUACUGAAGAUGGGUGCAAAAUGUUAUUCUAAACUGAACUAGGUGACCUGAUUUUGCUACCUCUUCUGCUGUUAAUUUGUGGAGUUUCUCAGCCUUAACCAAAAGUGUUCAAUAACACCUGCAAUCUGCAAUCGGGACUGGGUUGAGUUUUACUUCAAGCGAAAACGCAACAGAACUGCAAGGAAAGGAUGCCGAGCCUAAACAAGAAAUGGUUUGUUUCGAUGAAAAAAUAAUCAUUUUAAGCAAGAUUCAAUUUUCGUUUUCAAUUUACAAUUGAGAUGAAACCAGCAAAACUGCUGAAACGAGUUUGCUCAGCACAUUUAUAGAAAAAAUUGAAGAUUAAAUUUUCCGACAAAUUGUUGUCGUGAAUACGACUUACUUUACUAUGGGGCGCCUUUUCAAAAUUUACCCUCUGAGAGAGUGAUAAGUUUUUAAUCGUGAAUAUCUCUUACUGUAUCUAAUGAAUCAACAUAAUUUUUGCUACAUGCCAUCGGAAAUAUGAUCACUAUUUUAUGAUAAAAUUUUCAGUUGUGUGACAUAAUCUCAAAUAAUUCAAAAUUAAACUUUUCUUAAAUGUUUGGCAUUAACGAGUAUCGAAGAUGAAAACACAUGACGAUUGUUUGCCUUUCUCGUAUUUUGAAAGCUCAUAGCUCAGUGAUCUGUGAAAGGAUUUAUAUAAUCUAACUACCAAUAGAAUCGAAAUUUUUCAACUUAAACGUGUAUAGCAACAGCAUUGAAGUAUUUCAAUAGUACACUAUUGAAAAACCUGUCUCAUUUGACCAAUGUCAAACCCAGCCAAUCAGAACGCGUUCUGAGGAAGAGAACAAAAUAUCUGCUGCUGUACAACAAAUCGAUCGAGAAAAAUGUUCCGAACAGUGCUUAAUAUCGUAGUGAGUUCCUCAAUUUGGUCCUUCUAAAAGGCAGGAUUGAAUCCCGUACAGCAUCCUAAUAGUUUCUUUCAAUGAAAUGCAAUUCCAAAACGAAAAAAUCGACAUUAAAAUUCUGUAUCUGGCUAUUUUUAUAGCCGUUAGGACCGCCCAUUAGUGAAAAAGCUACAAACGAAACCACGUAAAAAGAAACCUCUUAACAAAAAUUGGAUCAUUUUGGAUUCUAUCGCCAAUGCGAGCAGAUGUAUUGUGUGUCGUUUGCAAAGCUAAUUUCGUUUCCGACAAGAGCGAUUACGUCACAGCUGCUAGUCGUUUACAUUGGUGAAAAAACAAAGAAAAGAGGACAACGUUGGGAAGCAUCACACAAAAUCAGCCGUUUUAAUGGCUCUAAAAGUUUUCUAAAGAACUAUUAGGAUUUCUUGCUCGCAAAUCGAAGGUGAAUAUCCUCAGUUUAGUGCAAAUCUAGAACAGUUUGAUUAGAUUUGUGCACUUUUCGCUGUGUGAAAUUUAUAGUAAUUGAGAUUAAGUGAAGCCUUCUUUGUUUUGGCGAAAAAUGUGAAAAAGGGGAAUGUUUGCAUAAUUCAUACAAUUGAUCAACUAAUUGAUAUUCGGAAGUGUUAAGGAACAUGUCAGUUGUUUUCGUAUUCACGACAUCCAGUUAUGUCUCUGACAUUACCCACCCGUAUUUUUUUAGUAAUUAUAGUAAAUGCUGUCAGCACAAACAGUAACAAUUGCAAUUUUUUUUAUAAAACAAAAAAAACUCUUCAAGUACAAUUUGUUUUCGAUAAGAAAAAAAUUGGUACCAUUGUUCAACAAUAAAUCAACACAUAAAAUUGUUUCGAAUGUAUUGUUUAAACAAAAUCAAGACUAGCGUCACUUAAAUCACUGAAGCUCGGAGACCACUAAUUUUGACAGGUAUCUAUUGGAAAAUUAUACAUAUGAAAUUUUCGCUGGCAACGCCAUCUCUGUAUCAGUCUCGGAAUUUAUUGAACCACUUGUUGCAUUACCUUACUGAUGAGCUCAAAUUCGAUAUCUCCAAAACCAAUAACGAUCAAAACCCAAGAUACGGGCAUUGUUUAAGUUAUGCAUAGGACGCAUGAAUUUUAAUCUAAUAUCAAAUAUCUCAGAAGAAUUCUCUUGGGAUAACACAGCAACAAAUCCUUAGUAUGCCAGUAGUAGCCUAGCAAAGCCAUUCUCCAGCGGCUAGGAUCACUCUCACAGUAAAUUAAAUCUCGAUAUAUCCAAAUCCCAUCCCAAUGGCAUCCCGGCCAACCGACCGAUAUCGACCGCACACCGAUUGGUAGAGCCACGAGGCAAGUUUCCACGUGUUUUCGAUUCAUCCUACACCUUCGCAGAAGGGGCCUCGACCACCACCAGAUCAUCGUUCAGAUCAUCAUCCCCGUUCAGGAAAAUCAUUUGGUCCGACAACAGAAACAAAAACAACGACGAAAAAAUACUCUCGGGAAAUACACCCCGGCAUAAAAUAUUCAAACACUUCCAAUCGAAUCUAGAUAUGUUUGGGUAUUAUUUUCACACACCGUCAGCAAAAGGGGAACCGGUGCGAAAGACCGGAGAUGUGCGAAGGCAGCUCAAGCAAACAAAGCAACAAAUCGCCGGUUGAAGAAGACCCCAGCUCAUCGAGCCCUUUAUCACACAAUCGGACACAUUUCAGCCCUAAUUGUGUGAUAUAUGAUGAUGCGGGGAGUUUUCUUGACCAGAUGGAAAAGAAAACUGAUGCCCACCCACUCCCAACCACCCCAUCGAAUGGGCAGAUCACCGGUCAGGCGAAGAUAGAGAAAGAGAAAGAGAGAGAGAGAGAGAGAGAGAGAGAGAGAGAGAAAGAAAGAAAGAAAGAGCAAUCGGUGAACGGGACUGCACUUUCCGACUCCGUUUCCAUUAUUCACGAACGAGCACAGAUGGAGGGAGAGAUUCGUAAGCGGAAAAUGAUUCCACUCGUAAGUGAAAUUCAGUUCUUGCCCCGUCCCCCCGGCCGGUGUUUGUAGGUUACGUCAAAUAGAAUUUCCCCGUACCAAACCUAGUUACUAGCGAAGGGAAGAAAACAUUCAUCAGAAGAAUUGAGAGGCGAGAAAGCAAAAUAAAAGCGAAAAUUAAAGCGCACCAAGGCAGAACAAGUGAAAAGUUUUUUUUCUACUACGUUGUUACAGUUUCUAGCGAGAAGGAGUUGCCACGGUUGAAGAAAUCGGAAAAAAGAAAGAAUAAAAACGCUUCAACAAGAUCAACAACUUAAUCCAAUGAAAGAAAAAAAAUAAUACCAGUCAGGUAAUGUAAGCUACGUUAGCAAUGUAAGUAAAAACUCUCGAAAAUCAAUUCUACCUGCCCGAUAACAGACGAUUUAAAAUAGUUUCCGUGAAAGGUUAUUCUGUUCAAUUUACAACUAGACAAUAAAAAACAGCGGAUAAUGCCGACGAAAAUGGUAUCACGUUUUUGGUUGUAACCCUUUCGCCGUGUUUUGUUUGUUUUUUUUUUCGCUUGUUUCAGUUUUACUUCUGUUGGGUGGAGGGAGGGGUGGGAAUUCUUUUUUUUUUAUUUUCCCCGUGCCGGGCCGCUGUUGCUGUUGGUAUGCUGCACAGCAAAAGACCGAGAACGGUUUCAUUCAGCUAAAUUCACAACAAAUUGAAUUAAUUGAAACAUUCUUUUACCAUUUGCACGCGGGAGCUGUUUCGGUUUGGAGCACAGCGAAAGGCGGGCGGAUAUAAAUGUUCUCUCACUACCUACGGUAACAAUGAACAGCUGCAGAGAAAAUGGUCGGUCGAGUCCGUGUCAAGGACUGAAUUUUUCUAUGUUUAUUGCGAUCAGAGGAAUGAGUAGUAAAAAAAUCGGAACGGAAAUAUUUUUCUUCACCUUCCAAGGAAACAUUAAAUAUGUAUUUUUACGACCCUGAAGAUGAUGACAUCGUUCUUCGAAACGUUGAUCAGUAACACGAAAUUUAACAAAAAAACACUUCUGUGACGCUACAUAUUUCCUGGAAACAUAUCCUUUCUGGAGUAGGCAUGACCAGUUUAAAAUCCCGUGAUUCAACCUUCAUACGGAUGUAUUUCUCCGCCAUCUUAUCAAGCCAUAGGUAUUUUGGCUUCCUCGGUCGAAUUUAAACGAGCCGACAAAUAAUCAUAACACAUGGAUCAAUAAGUCCCGAGACUAACAAUGGAAACAACAUUUUUUUUGUAAAAUUUUUUUUUAUUCAUCAACAUAAUCACCUUUUAGGGUGAUACAAUGGUUUUCCCAAUUUUUCAAUACCAUGUUUAUAAAAAAAAAUUAUCUUUCGCUUCAAAAUAAGCUUCAGUUUCAGCGAUGACCUCCUCAUUUGAGCCAAAUCUUUUUUCCCUGGAGCAUUUUUUUAAGAUCAGCAAAGAGCCAGUAGUGACUGGGGGCUAAACCUGGCGAGUAUGGGGGGUGGGGAAGCAGAUCAAAGCCCAAUUCGUUCAAUUUCGCCAUUGUUUUCAUUGCAGGGUGCAUUUUGUUCCAUCGAAAGCAAUCGCGGCACCCACUUGGAAAAAAAAAACUUUUUCAUGCUCAAUUUUUCAUGAAGGAUAGUAAAUACACUUCCAUAUGAUAUCUGUGCCAUCUCAGCAAUCUCACGGAGCUUCACUUUACGAUCUUUCAUUAUAAUUUUUGUCACUUCACUCACAUUUUCCGGUGUAACGGCUUCCACAGGUCUACCCGAGCGUUCCGCGUCGACAAAUCGUUGCUUUUGAUGGACAAGAGUCCGGAUAGCAUUUUUCAAUCAAUUGUUUCGCUUGCACGGUGUUUUUACCCAUUAAAAAACAAUGUUUUAUCAAAACACGAAACUCGGUUUUUUCCAUUUUUUAAACAAACUACAAAACGACUUUACUCCAACCUCGAUAACUCAGCUGUUUCUGGUCGGAUCGACUUAAAAUUUUGACCCGUUUCAAGCAAAGGUUAGAACUCUAGAAAGACGUAGUUACUGGUUUACUACGAGCGCCAUCUCUGCUUUAGUCUCGGGACUUAUUGAUCCAUGUGUUAGGUCUUUGCCUUACAAAUUACGCCUUUAAGAAAGGUAUAAACUACUAGCCAAGAGAAUUCAUGAAACCCGUUUGUGUACGUUACAUUUCGAUAGUCUCUUUUUGAAUACAGUAUAACAGUUUCACUAGGCGUAAAAAGUCCUAGAAACGCAACAAAUCCCGUUCAGCAACAAAUAUGAUAAAAUAACCGAAUAGCCUUUACCCAUCCUGAAACAGAUAAAAGGCAAAGAUGAAAAAAUGUACAAAUACGCGAUCUGUGAACCAAAUGACCCGCUAGCCACACUGAAAAGUAAAGAAAACGCUUAAAAACUGUGUGUUUAUUGCCGGUUACUCCAAGAUUUUUUCAAAUUAUGCGCUAUUUUUCCAUGAAAAAUUUAUUUGUGAAGUAGCUUCUCUUAAGAAACACUUUAACACAUAAAGAUUGUUCAUUCUACACGAAUUUCCAAAAUCGUGUUCUGGCAUUUUCUACAGAAACGAUUACCGAUAAAACUGGCUUUUGAUUCGGCUCCGUUCGAUGAGAUCGGUAAGAAUAAUUUGAUGUUUUAUUGAUUGCUUUCGAUGAGAAUAAAGAAACCUGUAUUGCCAUUUUUUUGUACCGUUCAACGUUUCGGCUUACUCUUCUUCGGCCAUCGUCGAACGCGUUUACAAAAAAUUCUCACUCCUCUUUUUUUAUCGACGGCCAUUCGCAUACUUUAAUACUUCAAUGCUAGUUUACUAUGAGGCGACUUUUCAAAAUUUACCAUGGAGCAGAAUGUGAAUUUUUUAUCGCAAGCAUUUAGAAUUUUACUUACGAUAUCAACAUUAUUCUUUUCACGUACUAUCUGCAAUAUUAUCAACUAUAUACUACACGAAACGAGAUGUCCCAGACCUAACAAAGAAAAAGUCUUUUUUUUACACUGAAAACUAUUUCAUUCCUCAGUAUAAUCUCCUUCUAGAGCGAUACACUUGACCCAUCGGUAAUCCAACAUUUUGAUGCCCUUUGAAAAAAAAACGAUUUGUCAAGCCUUCCGUUUCUGCAAUGACCUCAGCAUUCAACGAAAAUUUGUUUUCCUGUAGAAACCUUUUUAGGUUUGAAAAUAGUUGAAAAAGUCACUGGGGGCCAGGUCUGGAGAAUACAAAGGAUGGUGGAAAUCAAAUCAUUCAAUUUCACCAUUGCUUUUAGGCACGAACGCGCUGGUGUGACAUUUAGGAUUUCUGGAAAUUCAGAGCCUGAGGCUGGUUUCUAAUUCUGUUUCACAACUCAUGAUCGGAAUCCAGAUCAAAACUUAAGUUCUAGACUUCUUAAACUGUACUUAUUCUAAGAAUUCAAGUUCUGAAUUUAUUACUAGAACUGGGUUCUGAACUUGAGUUCCGAACUUGAAUUAAAGAGCUCAAUUCAGUUUCAAAAUCUAGUUCCAGAACCUCAGUUACGAAUCUAAUUCUAGCAUACAAGUUCUGAAUCCUGGAACUGAAUUUAGGAAUCAAAAUUUUGUUCCGUUCUAUUUCUGAUUUUGAUCCAGAAUUCAGAUCUAGAGUCCAUAUCUUGAAUUUUGUUCCAGAAGUUGAUCUCCUGAAUCAGAGUUUUGAACACGGAUUCCGAACUUAAAUUAUGUUACCUAAUUCAAGUCCAAAAUCUAAUCCAGAAACCAUUUCCAAAAAUCUGAUUUCAGAGUCUAGAAUCAGGACUCAGUUCCAGAGUCUUAGUUUGAACUUUUAAAUCUGCCUUCUGGAACUUAAUUCAGAAACUGAAACUAAAUUCAAAAUCUUAAUUUAAAUUAAGUUCAGAAUUUAGAUGGACCAGAAGCUAGGCUCUAAAUUCGGUUCAAAUAUUCAGUCUUAGAAUUCAGUUACAGAAUCCAAUCGAUUGCACUUUUAAUACUUCAGAAAGACAGACGUAUAAUGACCACUAAUGAAUGAUUUAUUAAUUUCAGUUUGUUUGACGUAAAGCCGCCAUAACUAAGUUCAGUUUUUGCAAUGACUGAGUGGAAACAUAUAUUGGAGAAGCCAAAUGAAUGAAAAACUAACGGGAAAGAUGAUUUAUUGGAGAAAGACACGUUCCGAGACAGGACUCGAACCUGCGUUCUUAUGCAUUCCGUGCAUACGCGCUACCAUUUCGCCACUCUGAACCUUGUUAUUAGACACUCUAACACGAAGUCAGACAUGGUAGAACGUACAUCAAACAUAGUCGACAUCCUGGCCUGAGCGGAAGAAAACCAAUGUUUGAUGGACAGAGACGAUGUUUGUAUGUAUGGUAUCGGUCAGGUGACGGACAGAAAAUCCUUGAUCUCUCCAAAAACAAAUUCAAUGAAAUUAUGAAUAAUUUAACAUACAUUGAACAACAUUGCAUCCAAAACAAACGAAAAGAGAAGAAGCGUUUUCGUCUCUCUAACUGCAACAAAGGAGAGUAUCAAUGCCAAUGUCACUCGUUCCUCUACGACAAGACGAAAACAAAAUAAUGUCAACAGGGAUUCACGCAACCCGAAUGACCUUAAGGUUAGAACUUCUACUAUCGAAACGAAAACAAAACAUCUGCUGCGAGAAUCAGUCGAAUUUCAAUUCUCAUUCUUUCAUCGAUAUAAUGAAAAUAUGAUGUUUGGUUAUGAAGAAUGUCAAAAUAUGAUAAAUCGAAGUUUCCUCUCAUAUAAUUUAUUUUACCCCGGCUUUAACCUUUUUGAUCAUUCACCAGGGGGUAAGUCGAAGUAAUUACACCCUGCAAAAACAUUUAAUAUUGUGGGGAAAAAUUACAUGACAUGAUAUUUAAUGAAAUAAAAAAAAUAAAUACUGAUAGAGACUGCGGCGACUUGAACCAAUAGUCAUUGGAUUACAAAGUACACCCGUUAGUCAACUGAGCUACAGAAGCACACUUCUGCUUGACUGGUAAAUGGUACGUAUAAAUUCAAACAGAAGCACCUUGACAUUUUUGUUUCAUGACAUCGGAAAUACGAUAAGCAAUUUUCGAUUAAAUCAACAGUAGUAUGAGAUAACCAUCUUCUAUGUAAAGUUUUUAGUUUUCAAAAUCUUUAGGAAUCAAUGGAUAUCAAAUGGAGAAACGCAUCGCGAGCUAGGGUUUUUUCAUGCACGGACGACGAUUUUGAACACUCCCGCGUUUCAGAAUUCAGGAUUUGGUUCAGAAUCCAGCUUCAGUACUCAGUUACAGAAUUAAAGCUCCAGUUCCAAAUUUCUUUUCGAAAACUAAGGUCCAGAAUCCAGCUCCAGAACUCAGCUCCAAAAUUGUAUUGUCUUAGGCUGCAGACAGAGUGGGCGCGAGAAGCUGAGCCGAGCAGGUGACUGACAUUAACAAACCAAGAGCGGGAAUAAUACAUACUAGCAGCAAAUGAACCCCGGCUUUAACAAAGGGACCCUGUCAGAGUACAAGCGAGAAAUCUGCUCAGCUUUCACUCUGACAGGGUUCCUUUGAUAUACUGUAAGUACAUUUCUCGCUUUAGUCAGCGCCAAACUCGGCUCAGCUUCCGGCCUCUACUCUGUCUGCAGCCUUACUCUAGCCCGUCGUGGCAGUUUUGAUCAGUUUCGCGUUCCAGAAUCCAGGAUUCGUAUUCGAAAUUCAGUUCCAGAACUCAGUUCCAACAAAUUUCUUGCUCGGAAAACCGGGCUUUGAGCAUUCCCACGUUUCAGAAUCCAGUACUCAGUUACAGUGUUACAGUUACCAAAUUCAGUUCCAAAAUCCAGAUUCAUAAUUCAGAUCCAGAAUCCAGGUUAAUUUUGUGCCAGAAUCCAGAUCUGGAAAUUAAUUUAGUUGAAAAUACAUUUCUUGAAUUCAAUUUCAUAUUUAAGUUCCAGAAUUCAGCUUUGGAAGCCAGGUCCUGAAUUCAUGUCCAGGAAACAUUUAAGUUCUACAACUCAGUACCAGAAUUCAGUUGAAAGUUCCGUCCGGCGCAAAUUCCAUUUGUGUUAACGAAGUUGAAGUUGGAUUUUGGACUGAGCCUGAAAUUACCAAAUUACUGAUCCAGGCCUAGAUCCUGGUUGUGGAAUUGCACCUACCAUAUUACUGAUCUCGAUUCUCGAUCAAGGAUUUAGAAAUCCAAAUCCUGUAUCUGGAACUAGAACCGGGCCUACACUUUCCAUGUUACUGAUCCAGUUUUCAGAUCCAGUAAUACGGUAGCAUCAGAUCCAGUUCCGGCACUUGGAUUUGGGCCAGUAAUAAGUCCCGCCCCAACUGCUUUUUCGUAUUGCACUCGACAGUAUUUAGCGCCAAACGACUUCUUUUAUUCGUAUUCAGGUCAUCCGGUUAUGUCUUUAAAAUUACUCACUCGCCUUUCUUCUUAGUUAUCAUUUAAACGGCUGAAUGUAAAAAUCAGAUAGGUGCAACUAAGUUUAGAAAACUCGUUUAUAUAUUUUCAAGUGCAAAACUCGGAUAAAAACAUUGAGAGCAAAAACCAAACACGGAUUUUCGAAUGCAAAAGUCGAUUCGAAACAUUUCUUUUUUGCAACUUUGAAUGCUGAAACCGAAUAAAAACAUGUGUUCGGAAGAAUUGACUAAGUUUUAACCCGGUUUUGGUAUUCAAAGAUGAUUGGUUUUAAAACGAUUGUUGCAUAGAAAAAUUCUCCCGGGUUGGCGGUUCAAUGCACAGGACGCUGGUCUUACAAGCCAGUUGUCGUAUGUUCGAGCCCCGAUCUGGAAGGAUUCUUAGUGUCACACUAAGAAUCGGCUGCGAAGUCUGUUGAAACAGAAAGGCCAAAUUCCACAAAAGGAAUGUUAUGCCAGGACUUUGCUUUGCAUAGAAAAAUCCAAGUUCACUUUUUGCUGCUCUCUCGCUUAUGCGUUUUAAAUCGGGAUUUUUGGACUAAGUUUCACCUAUCCAAUUUUUGCAAUCAGCUUAUUCGUUUCAUGGAUAUUUCAAGACAAAAUUAGAACAAAUUAAUGACAAAACUUAUUUGUAAAUUUUAUUUUCCUUCAUACCGACAUCACAAAUAAUAACAAAACGAUCGACUUGAGCCGUGGGUUGUCAUGGGAGCGGUUCACGUCACCGAAAGCCGUUUAGUCGAAAGUCAUUUCGCCGAUGAUCUGAGUCAAAGUCAGCAUGUGUAAUCGGUUCACUACAAAUGUGACUUUGAUCUGUUAGAACCAGAUCAAUUGUAGAUGGGUUUUUCACGGAAGAGAAACAAGUCGGAUUACUGGGAUGAAGAACUGUAAAGUAACCAGCUGAGAGUUGAUUAUGAAGUAUUUUACCAUUACUGUUAUUUUGCCUACAAUUCCACUGGACAUGCUUAGCAUUUAAGUCCCCUAUUACGAAAAAUUUCGGUCGAUACCUUGUGAGUUUUUGCAAAUCGCCUUUAAAGAAAUUUAAUUGUUCGCCGGUGCAUUAGAAUGGCAAAUAUGCUCCAACGAUGAAAUAAAUUCCAUGAACGGUUUCAACUUCGAUUCCCAAGCUUUUAAUAACUUUAGUAUUGAAAGAAGGUAAAAUUCGAUGUUUAAUUUGCCGUUGGACAAAAAUGUCAACUCCACCACCCAUUCCAGUAAACCUGUCAAAUCGAUGAACCACAUAAUGUGGAUUACUUUUCAAUUUGACAUUUGGUUUAAGGAAAGUUUCUGUCACAAUGGCAAUAUGCAUUUUGUGAACUUUUAAAAAAUUAUAAAAUUCAUCUUGACUCGAUUUCGAAGAUCGAGCAUUCCAAUUUAAAAUAUUCAAAUAAUUAUUUAACAUCGCUGUUAAAUUUUAAAUUCAUUAUAAUAUUAUUUGCAAAUUACUAUCCGAUUUGAAAUGCUUCAAAAAGUGAUGAAUUCGAAUUCAUUCGGAUGAUCAUUUGAAAAAGUUGAUCUUGCAGGUAGAUCAUUUUAGUUUCAGUUAUAUCGCCUAAAUCGACUUCAUUAAAAGAAUCGAAUGGCAUUGAAGACAUAUUGGUAGGUAGACAGCCAUUAGAAGAAGAUAAUAUGGCCGAUCUACCAAUUAAUCAAUUGUUUUCGUUAGAAGAUGAACUGCAAGGCGGUCCUGUGUUUUGAUUAUUUUCAUUAGAAGAAUUAAGUGGUAGAUUUCUACCUGUUACACUAGCGUAACUGACAUUAGAAGAAGAUGGUGACAAGGUCGAUCUACCUGUGAAUAAAUUGUUUUCGUUAGAAGACGAAUUGGAAGGCGUACCUGUUUUUUAAGGUAAACUUAAGGUCGUUGAUUUGACUUGUUGUCUAAGCGAAAAGCAUUUUUGAAAUGAAUGAAAUUUUAAAUUAAAUUAACUUGGCUAAACUAGUCUUCGAUUAGACUCCUAGUUUGGGAAAGUCUUGAUAAAAACUGAUUUUGUGGUAGUCUUAAUAAACACUGAUUAGUACGAAGAAUAGUUCUUUGAAUAGCUAGCCUUAAAAAGGCUGAUUAAUUUCUUAGUCACUCUAAUAUCACUCUUUGUAUGGCCUUGAGAAAGGCUGACUAAUUGUCUUUAAAAAGACUGUUAGUGAUUCAGGUAGCCUUGAAAAAGACUAAAGCCUUGAAUCAAUGAAACUCUAGGUAGCCAGAAAAAAUUUCCAGGAGUCAAGAGCUAUACGCGUGCGGUGCGAACGACUGUUCAACACCGACUGAGUUGCCGUAUGUUCGAGCUCCGAUCUGGAAGGAUUCUUAGUGCCAGUAGUAGAGCUUAAAAUUGUCACGCAUUCUCAAUGCGUGAAUCCGAUCCAAUAUUUUACUGUCUCAUUCGUAAAUGACCGACACCAAAACAAAUGAAGAAAGACGAAUCAUUCUCGAUUCUCAUGCAAACAAGAGAGAGUAUAAUUGCCAACGUCACACUUUCCUCUAUGACAAGACGAAACCAAACUAACGAGCAUCAGCAGAAUUUCAAUAAUCAUUCUUUCAUCGAUGUACUGAAAAUCUGUGACGCUUGGCUCUAAAUAGUGACUAAAAUAUGACAAAUCGAAGUAAUUACAUCCCAGAACCUCUUUGGAAACCAAAACUACUACAAAUUCGAGCACCAACAGGUAAAAGUUAUUGUGAAGCCUUUUUCUGUCAUUUUCGAUUCUCACAGCUUCGGUUGAAUAUCGACUAUGGGAUUUUCACUGAAAACUGCAAAUGACUGAAAGGACAAAUGAAAGAAAAAACACAAUUUUGAAACUACUGUCCCGCUUAUGUCAUUGGCUGGACAUGGAUUUCGUUCUCAUAGUUUGCAAGCGAAGCUGAGAGUGACAGUAAUUUCUCGCCAUUUUCGUCUAUUUCAGUCAAUGAAAAUGACUUUCAUUAGCUCUGGUCAGUAGAAUCUUAGUACUAGCCGUGCCAUGAUUCUGUACGCUAAGAAUCGGCUGCCAAGUUUGUUGAAACAGAACGACCAAACUCCACGAAAGGAAUGUAAUGCCAAGACUUUGCUAUGCUAAUUAGGCUUCAUGAAGAAACUACGAACUUUUUAGUUUACGAACUGUUUUGAAAUUUGUCUAUAGUUAUAGCUUGUCGUUUAUGUUGAGAAAGUUAUCCCUUCGCGAUAGCUCGAUACUGGUUAGUUUGGUGGAUUCGCCUCCUUCGGAAAAACAUGUGCUCCAUUCUCUUUAUACCAUUCCAAAACAUCUUUGUCGUAGUGACAAGAUGCUAAAUCAAUCCAGAAUAGAGAGAGAGAUAGAACGUCAUGGCUACGUAGGAAUGUUAACAAUCGCUUCUUUAGGCAUUCAUUCCGGUAUAAUUCCUCGCUAACCGUUCCGGUAGUAAUGAAACUUUGGCUUGUUCGUCCACAGCUGCAUAUUGCUUGCCAAACUAAAUAUUGUUUCAGGACACAUAACCUUUUCAUUCGUCGCGAAAUGUUCCUCCACGCCGUUCGCAGUAUAGAACAACAUUUCGGAAAACUGAUUUCCAGUACAUAAGUCCAUUAUCAUGCAGGAAAAAUUCGCAGUCAAAUAUUCGCCAUACAAUUUACGAAACCGGGUUUUAGCCGUUACAUUCUGUUUAUUAUAACGGUUCGGUACAGCUUACAGGAGACAUUUUUUUUUCUUCUUCAAUAUUUGCAACAUUGGCUCUAAUAAAGAAUAAUUACUACAUAAAUAUGAUAAAUUGGGCAACCUCUUGGUUUUUUUGAAUUAAGACAAAUGUAAAAUUCGGUGAAAUGUCAUUUGGCAAAAGGACUUUCUUUUACUUGACUAAAUUAUAACACAAAGUGGAUACAAGCCAAAAUAAUUACAUUCGCAGGGAUGUAAAAUGUACAAAGUUUCGAUUGGAAUAGCAUUGAAAGUUCGGUCACAUAUCGGCUAUACUAAUUGUUUGUACUAGGACCUGUCUGUCUGUGGUCUUCCCCGGUAGCACCUCUAGAACUCUAAUUAUCAUUUACUGAAAACCACACAAAACCAAAGCCCCGGUACUACAUUCUACAACCUGGCUCGUUUUUCAAUCCAAACUGAUCUCGUAGUACAAAGAGUACCGGUUGCUCUGGAUUUAUUUACCCUUGGGACAAUUGCAGUGGACAACAACACAGACAAAAAAAUACUUUUAACGAAAGCUCUCAUUACAUUUACAAGCUAUGCUAUGUUAGUUUUUUUUUGUUUUGCCUUGAACCAUCGUAAUGAUAAAAUUCCAUUGCUAUCCAGUGAAGCUGCUCUUCUGCUAUUUUCGCUCCAUCUAUACUGAAAUGCAAAUCCCAGUGCAGCAUAUUAUCCGUUCGCCAUCGCCAUCACCGCGCUUACAUUUUUAACGAAUGCAGAUUUUUUUUCAUUCUAUUUUCUUUUCUACCUUUCCUCCACGGGAUCCACCACCAUCAUGUUUUGUAUCCGCGUUCGCUGUCAUAGCAAUCAGAUUGCUCAUUAUUUCCUCCCCGUUCCAGUGUCGCAUAAUCCAGUAAUGUUGCAGAGGGGCAAACUGCAAGACUAGCACGGGAUCGACGAAAGACAGAUGAUUAUAACCUUUGUGCAAACUUAAGAAGGCCCCUGCAGGCCCAAAAAAAAACUAUUCGAACGUGCUAAACGAAAUCUGUACAGAACCCAGAGAUUCAUGUUAUCCGUUUUACGUGACUCCUCCUCGAUGUUCCGCAGUGCGAAUCGGAAAGCAAUCUUUCAGGGGGGAGAAAAAUUAAAUCACUGUCUGGAUGGAAGCAGACAAAAAAAACGUCAGACCCCUCGAACCCGCGGAUUACCAGCACUAAUUGAAUGUUCGUACGUGUACUGCGUGUUAGCCAGUGUGAAAACCAUAUAUCCGUAUCAACGUAAUACCGAAAUCUAUGAGAGCAUAGUGAACCCCGGACCUAAAGCAAAGAUUUCUUCGAAAAUAUCAAAAAUACAUGAACUGAAAUAAAUGACACACAUGUAUUAGUAAAAUUUCGAGAUAGAGAGAGAUAGAGAGAGAAAAAAAAAACAAAACAAAAUCCAAAAUAGCCUAGAAAAUAUCGUAACUGAAAUUCAAACUUAAUUCAAGUGCUUUUCCCCUAGCUCCAAUUGUUUUCCUUUUUUUUUGCUGCCGUGAGUGAGGCAGAGCCCAAUUGAAAAGUAAUUGCCAACAGUUUUAUUUUUACUACCACACUUUUACUCGCGCCUGUAAAUUAAAUUACGGUAUAAAAAGAGAGAUUGUGAAUGAAUGCAAAUUAAAAAUGAGAGACACAUGCAACAAAACGCAAACAAAAAAAAAGUGCUCCGCGCCACAAACGAAAUAAAAGAAGAAAAAUUCAAUUAUUAUCAUGCAGAGAACGUCUCGAAUGUGCGAGCUGUUCAAGUGUGACUUGUAGAGUGUAGAGAACGAGUAGUAGGAAAAAAAAUCCGUUUUAAUGAUAAAGCAAUAAACUGUACGAUCAGGACCGUGUGGUGACCGUAGUAAAGAGAAAGCUAGAGAUAUAGUUAGUGUGGUACGAAGUGGACACGACUUUUCGUGAGCCGAAUCGGAUGAUAGACAAAUGGACGACGGGUGGUAUGUGAACAGUCGGUGAGUUUUUUUCUUUUCGCGUAUGAUCAUCGUUAUACAUUUAUAAUGUAAUGCAUUUUAAUUUUAUUUCAUUUUCUUAACUUCAACUAUAGAAACGUUCCCUGAAAGAGGAAAAGAAUUUCAGCAAUAACAAAAAUUUCACAGAAAUUCUGAAACAACAACAGUUUUCGAUGAACCAUUUUAUUUGUGUUAAAACUCUGGGCAGCCAACUGUCGAAACUCAACAUUAUGUUUCCCAAACAAUAGUAGAUCGUACGAUUCAACCGAAACAUUUUUUGUGUUCAAACUCUGGGCAGCCAACUGCCGAAAUUUAACAGUACGUUACCGAACAAUUGAUUGUUCGGGUAUUUCCAAAAUCUCUUUCUUGUGGCCAAGACGAGAAUUUAAACACACUAUUAAAUGCAAAACACAGACCUUGCUGUUGUUUUGAUGACAAUCUUGCUUUUCUUAGCAUCUUCGAAAAAUCAGGGAAAGUCAGGGAAUUUAACCUGCAUAAAAUGAAUUUUCAGGAAAUCAAACGGAUAACAAACGCAUCAAUUUAUAUACAACGAUUUUUUUUUCUUUUAUACGCUAACUUUCCAGUUCCUAACAGUUUGUUCGGACCCCGACCACCAGCCAUGCAAUGGUUCUAUACGUUAAGAAUCGCCAGCGAAGUCUGUUGAACCAGAAGGUCGAAUUCCAUACAAAGAAUCUAUUACCAAGGCUUUUCUCCGUUGUCUCACCGAACAUCGGCAAAAAUUUAUUUGUGUGAUCAAACUCUGGGCAGCCAACUGUCGAGACGUAACAGUACUUUUCUCAAACAAUAACGCUGUAUCAACUGAUUUAAUUUCAUUUCCACGACUCGGUAGACAACUCCAUAGUUCAAGGCGAACAGUGGAGUUGUUACGGUUAUAAAGACUGUCCCAGAAAGUAUGGACGCACUUUGAUUUCGCUGUAAAUAAUUCACAAGUGUUAGAUAUUCAAAUUUUAUUCGAUAUACUGAUAAUAUUAGACCACAAAAACAGACUAUUAUUUUCAACAUUUGCUACUUAGCCAUUGUAGACUAGCAGGCGCACCUUCUUGCGAACGUUGACACUUUUUUCCAAUCUGUUGAAUGGUUUCGGCUGCCGAGACAUGUUUCCUAAGAUGUGCCUUCGUUGAUGCCCAAAAUUUCUCACUUGGUCGAAGUUGUGGGCAAUUUGGUGGUUUCAUGUCUUUUGGGACGAAUGUGACAUUACCAUUCUACCGUUAAUUUCGAGUAGUGGCAAGAAGCAAGAUCUCGCCAGAAGACAAUAGGAUCCUUGUGGCUUCGAAUCAUGGGUAGAAGUCGUUUUUGUAAACAUUCUAUGAUGUAUAUUUCGCUGUUCAUUGAAGCAGUGGCGAUGAAGGGUUUCGAAAUCUUACCGCAGCUACGAAUUGCUUGCCAGACCAUAGCUUUCUUACCAAAUUUUUUGGCUUCAAUCGAUGUUUCGGACUGAUUUAACACUUGCCCUUCUCGCACCGUAUAAUAUUGUGGUCCCGGCAAGGAUUUGUAAUCGAGUUUCACGUAGGUUUCGUCGUCCAUGCUUUCAAACCCUCGGCCUGAUCGAUGCUUCUUGUUUCGGACUACGUUUCGGUUGUUUCUGCUUCUUAUAGGAUCGAAAAUUCAAACGUUCUUUAGCACGAAGAACAUUUGACUUCGAAGUGCUCACUUUUUUGGCCAAAUCCCGCACUGCUCUUUUGCUCGAACGCCUUCAGUAUACGUUUGUCCAACUGAGGGUCAGCAGGACCUUUUUUUUGACCCGUUUUCGGUUUAUCCUCAAAGGUGUUAUCCUCACCGAACUUCCUGAUUGCAUUUCGCACGGCUCUUUCACUUUCUCCUUCAAUUUUUGCUCUCUUUCUCAGUGACAGUCCGCGUUCUGUGCACCAUUUGAACACAAUUUUUCGACGUUAUUCUGCUGAAAGUCCACGCAUUUCGAAACAAACUAAUGAAAACGAAUAAACAACUGCACAAGUGGUUAGAGAAGAGUGUAAACAACAGGACGCAGCCAUAAAAAUUGACAGAUUCUGAACCAUUGCAAAAUGGCAGUGGUUUUUGGUUGCAUCCAUACUUUCUGGGACAGUCUUUAGGAUCGUUAGACAAGUACAAGUUAGCACAAGUGACGUAACCGACAAAUUAUUUCAGAUAGUGACCUAUGAUCACGUUCAAAUGUGUUAUUGCUGAUAGCUUGGUCUGAGAAAUGUUGCCAAACAUGUGACGCUGAAACAUGCUUUUGUGAACUACCCGAAUCAAUUUGAAUAAAUUGGGCUUGAAGGUUAGCCAAAAUUAGUAUCAGAAAUUGUCUCAAUAAAUACGCGAACAAUAUUUCAAUGAGACUGUGUCGAUGAGAGAGAAUUAAGAACAGUUUACUUUCAAUAGUUGUGCUUAAUUCUACGGAAGAAUUUAUUUUCAUCCGUUUUUUUAGCGUUUAUGAUUAGUUUUAUGAGACAAAACCUUGCCUUUUAAGCCUAUAGUUUGGAUGAAAUAAAUAAAAAAUUUUGUAUUGUCGAUUAAUCUACAAUUCUGCUCUUGCAGUAUGUUUGAUAAAUGAAAGAAAAUUACUUAAAAUGAUCGAUCAUUUCACACCUGAUUGCACCUGAUAUCACACUUCAAAUUCAGCACCUGAUAUCACACUUCAAAUUUAAGCAAUAAAAAAAAAAUUUUCUCGGCAGCCUGCUGACCAGACCAUCCAAUCAACAAAUUUUGUUCGUGGAAAUAAUAUAUAAUCGAGACGCGUGUGAGCACCUUUGCAUAGUAACUCCUAAAAUGGUUUGAUAUAAUAGAACAGUACAUGUUAGAUAGAGCCUUCGAAAGAUUUCGAAGGUCACCAAUAUGAAUCUAUUCGUUUUCAUAAACCACUCGUUCUGACGUGAAUACAUCUAGAAUAAUUAUGUAGAAAGUGAUAAGUUUCUAGAGUUUCACUAGGGAUAACGAUACAAUUGUUCUUCCGUACCAAAUAAAAUUUAUUUAGUAAUUUAUAAUCGAUUUGGAUAACUACCAAUCAAUUCGAAAACAUUCGAAAAAUCUGUUCGAAGUGGCCAUGUUUUCACGAGCCAAUCACAGCACGACCCGUAAUGAUGUCAUUCUCUAGAUUCUUUUAACACGGCCGAUUCAGCUCAAUCUAUGUUAGGCAAUGAAUAAGAGCGAAUACUUUUACGGUACACUGUUAUUCUCCCUCUAAUAUGUGAGUUCGAACGAGUUUUCGGUGACUUGAUCAAGUAUUAUUUGAUUUCUUUUGUCGCACAUUGGUUCUGUUUGUGAACACCGGCUUACUACACAUUUUAUUUCCCUGGCAAAUAAUAAGCAAAUAAACGGCAAAUAAGUAUGCAUUUCCAAUGAAAAAUUUUGCGUUUUGCUGUCAACCUUUAUCAGUUCUAAAUCUGUUAGUCAUAGAACAAAGAUAUGCGGGUUGCAAGAUUUUCAUUCAAAUUGACAGUAUUGGUCCUUGUCAAAAAUUAUUAUACUCGUAUUUCAGGUUUAGCGAUCCGCCUAAUGUUCCCAUGCAGCUACCUCAUCAAGAGAAAGUGACUUCGAAUUUCAGAACUACUAUUUACAUUAAAAAAUUCUGAUGACAGAUUGGCGCCAAAGCUGGAGCUAUUCGACCAACAAGUGUCAACUUCUUCAAAUUCCCUCAUCCAUACAAAAUUGUUAAUUACAAUAGGUGUAAAAAUAACGAUUUUUCAAAAAUUUGAAUUCUUUCGUGAAAAAUUGGUGGAAUAUUUUUCAUUCAAUAUGCUGUGGUAUAUUUUAGUUUAGGCGAAUCCAUAUUUUUUCUAUGCUUUAAAAAAAUAAAAAUAGAUAUGUUUGCUUUCGACAAUUCCAUCAUUUUAACUCAACAUCAUUAGCACUCGUUUUGACAACCAGUACCUAAUCGUGUCCAACUUGCUAUCAUUUAUCAUCAUCUUGCUCACUAAAACAAAUGAUCCAAAUUCUAUUCCAACCUCUCCCUGUUCCAGUCACUUAAUUACGUCGGAUCCCUAACUGAACCCCGUUGUCAUACGGAUUACUUACUACUUACUAAAAAGCUCACAAACAAUUUCCGAGGAAAUCAGCCUUACUUCCUUACUUGGCAAACGAAGCAAAGCGGGUGACAGUGGAGAAAAAAAAACAACUAAACAAAAACAGCAACUACCGGGUCGGCGUCUUCCGGUGAUGCUCCCAGGGGUCAUGUUGCUGUUGUUUUAUUAUUCCCAUUAUUGUUGUUGUUGUUGUUGUUGUUGUUGUUGUUGUUGUUGUUGUUGUUGUUCUUGUUAUUAUGAUUAUUUCCUGUCCUCUUCCUACUGCAUAACGGGAAAAGCAAACAAACUGUCCGCUCUUUUUUCACUGUUUCAAUUGCAUCACACCUCGAGCUAUCGUCUCUUCAAGGAGGUAUGCACUGGGAGAAAAAAAACGUAAGGCUGUACAUUCUAGGUUCAAUGGCUGUGCCUACUAUGCUGGAACCUUAUAUCAGUAUACUUUUUGAGCAAAACAUAAGCUGAAACGAGUUUCGGAUGAUGAGAAAUCGAUGCAAUCCAAUGAAUUCCCUCAGUGAAUUCUCUCAGUGUAGACACAAUCUCUGCACUAGGGGAAAAUAUGAACUGUUCAACUUUGAAUAAAAUAUUGUAAUUUUUUAUACCACGCGGUAGUCGUGACCGGAAUUAUUUACUGUUUACUGUUGCAGUGGGAUGGAAUGUUAAUGGAGUGGGUCGACAAACUCCGGAAUUUCACUAGAACAUCGGAUAGUGGCUUGUCGAUCUUAUUAUUAACAUUAUGAACAGUUGUAAAAAUCCAUAGCCUACCUAACGAGUAUUAGUCUCUGAUAUUUGGCGUUUUUAUUCUUGUGCGAGUAUAUUGGUUGCCCGAAAAGACUUAUAGAUCACAGGCUUGUAAAUUUUAACUUUUUUUUCGCGUUUGAAUCAUUCGAUUGUUGAUGCUUUCGAUCAGCAGUUUUCCCAAAGAAUUUUAGGGCACUGCACAACGAAGAUUUAGUCACCUUUCAACGGUAUCACAAUUUUCGAACCGGGAUCAUAUGGGAUUUUUAAUGUGGAUUUUGAAAAUUUGACUACAUUUUCCGAUAGUUCUGAAUCCGAGAACUGCAAACCGGUAACACUGAAGUCUAGAUUCGUUGAGCCGGAAACUAACGUAAGUUUCAGCACACAGAUAAAAAUAUUUUGUGAAUUUACAUUAAUUUUCAUGCACAAACUUUUUUUUUCUGUGCAGUUUUGAACCAAUAUUACGUUUUAAAUGAUCACUUUAAGCGAAAAUUUUAUACUUAAAAAACUUGUUCGGGUCUGUGUGCACAGCAAUAAAAAAAUAAAAUAGGAGGAGGGUGGAGUGUGAUAAGUAAGUCGAUGUCUUUCACGCAGCCCGUCUGGGUUCGAUUCCCAACCCGGCACAUAAGGUCAGAAAGUUUUUCUGGCCCGAAGAGGCGAAUGACCUUAAGGCUAAAACCUCUAUAAUCGAAACAAAACGAAAAUUAAGAAAUUUACAGAUGAUGCUAUUCCCCAUAUGACACAAUUCUUGAAAAGUUAAUACGUAAAAUGACUGAAUUUCACAAGCAUGAUUCAAAUAUGUGUCAAAUAUAUCUCAUCUGACCAGUAGGUGGGCAAAUAAACAUAUUUCAGCACGUAAAAAUAUGUCAGAAUGCAUAUGAAUCAUUACAUCAAUUGCAAAAAUGAUUUUUUUCAUACUCGACUAUGUCGGUCUCAGAUGACAUGAAUUUACACAAUUUUUUGUUAGGUACGUGGCUAUGUCGAGAUGGUGGCUUUUCUCGGAGAUGGCUGCACCAAUUUUUACAAACUUCGAAUCAACAGAAAGGUCUCGUGGUCCCACAGUCUACUAUUGAAUUUUGUCCGAAUCGAAUUUCCACACCAUGCGCGAUAUUCGGCAUCGAUUAUCACUAUUCGCAUAAUCAGUCAUAAUUAUGAUCACACGAUGAGAGUAAGAAUGAAAUAUGAUCAACAUCACUACAAUACUUACAAUCAUUCCCAAGACUAUCAUCCAUGCAACGAUUAUCACUGAAGCUUGACGUUAUUCAUUGAGGUUCUAGAGGUUUUGAAAACCAAUUCAGGGAUCGGGAACUUUUUGAGCCGAAAGAGCCAAAAACGCAAUUUACAAAAUUUAUAACAUUUUAAAGAGCAUCAAAAUGUUUUAUUAUAAACAAUAAAUAGUAUUUGAAUAAAUAAAGUUUCUUUUAUUAAAAAAAACUAAUUAAAUCCAUAUGGCUCAAAGUGGAUGUCAUCACUAUUUGAGUUAACAGGAUUUACAAUAAAUAUUAGAAUGCUUUUACUUACUUUGAAUUACAGAAAUUCGUCAAAAAAUUCAUCUUCAAUUAAUUCUAUAACAGUACUGAAGUAAUUCGUGUCAAUAGAUGCACUUGCUUUAUCACAAUAUUGCUAUAGGAUUUGAAAACAAAGAAACAUUUCGCUCUAAAUACUUCUUCAAAAAAAAUUGAUUCGUGUGUCAAAACAUUUGUCAGGGAUUUUGUCCUCACAGUUUUAUUGCGUUUUCGUUUGAAACAAACCAAUCCCAGUUCUGAGUACGACUGCUGUCAAAUGUAAGGCACAAAUCUCCAAGUAAUCAGGGGCACGUGCCACUUGAGCCAAAUUGCUCUGAUUUUACUUAGGGUUGAACCGACGACACGACCUGCCACUCGUCUAUCAAAACUGUAUCGUAAAUUUAACUACCCCUCAGUAACUGGAAAUGUCAAAUCGGAAACGUUAGUGAAUUUUUUAAAACUGGCAGCACAAGUUGAUUUAUUUAUUGAUUUUGAAUAACAGUCACCAUAACCUUGGUUACUGCAUAUCGAAGGCAAGAUGAAUGUAAAAAAAAUAAAUUUCAGAUCGGUUAUUAUAUUACGGAACAUUUUAAUGGAUUUACCUGACUCGAGCGGAAUGUAAAAAUUUAGGAGUAUGAGUUAUGUCUUUUAUAAAGCCAAGUUCAAAAUUCAGGUCUUGACUUGAAACCGUUGUGUGAGAAAGAAGACAUGGAAAUGACCGACAACGAGCUGAGCGAGGCUUGUGCUCUGCGGUACCUGCAUAACGUACGGUAAAAUGAUUUCUUUGUGGAAUUCCACUAGUAAUCCUCGAAUAGUGGCCAACAAGGAAACAUACUGUUUCCACUGCUGCGCAAUCAACCGACACAAAACAACUUUGACACCGGCAUAUUACACCGAAUCCUACUGCCCAGAAAAGCUAGCAGUGGAAGUGUACGGAUGAAUCGCUGGAAGUAGAUCAUUGUCCUCGUUCGUUGGUUUUAUCCAUAGUUUCGAUUAAAUUCAGAAAAUGCAUUUCUGCUAAAUUUGGACAAAGUUUAACACUAAUAUUCCACCGCUUUCAAAACAUGUUUAUUUGUUUUGGGGUUCCUUGGUAACCAGUACAUAGCAACUUAAACAGUGUUGCUCGAGAAGAUUAUUUUUAUCAUUUACAAGGAGUCGCUAGAUUUGUGGUAACUGGCGGUGAAUCGUUAGCGAACAGUUUUAAUGCUGAUUUUUCUUCUGAGUGCCUGGUCGUGUUCAACUGAAACUAACCCAGUUACCUAGAAGUGAAACGAUAUUCGAUUCAACUCAUUCAAUUUAGCCUACUCAGUCGAUUAACGGAUCUACUUUCUAAAUUUAGCCUGACAUACAUUGAUUUAAUUUCGAUUAUUAUGUUUCACUGAAAUUAUGCGUGUGCUACAGACCGAUCGGUUGGGCACACGUUGUUUUAAAGAACUUUUUAAAUAAUUUUCAAAUUAUACUUUUUAAAUAAUAUUCAAGUUAGAACUUUUUAAAUAAUUUUCAAGUAAAUCUAGAUAAUCAGCAAAUAUUUAGGGUAAAAAAAUAACAUGAACGGUAUAAUCAAAUUAUAACUACCGAUUUUUUGUAAAUUUGAUACUCAAUGACAAUUAACUGUCAAACUGCAACCACUUUGUAAAAGCUAGAGCCAAGCCUAGUUUCUCAAGCCAAGCUUGAGAAAUCGGACUCCAAAGAGUAUUAAAAUUGUUACAUACGUACAACAUUUGGAAGAGCUUGGCCUGGAGACAAUUUUCCAAAAUCUCAAUCCUUCAACUGUCAUACUGACGAAGCUAUGGUGGUUCUAUCGAUUUUUAUUUUAUUUAAUUUAAUUGAAAAUUUUCAAAAAAAAUCUGGGAAGUCUUAGGCAUUGUCCGGAAGAGCUGAGGAAACGCAUGAUGUUUAGUUAUGUAUCAUAUGUUUCCAUCUAAUAGAAUUUUAAUGGAGGCGCAUGGCUGAUUGUUAUUUUUUUAAAGAAUAUCUCAAAUAUCCCGGGCCUAACAUAGAAAUACAUAUACCAGGUAUGUGUCUGGAUUUCAUUUACAAUUUUUAUCAUUUCACAUAUUUUUUUAUUGAAAUUUAUACCCUGAAAAGGAGAAAGUGAGGCAUCAAUUAUAAAAAAAUCGAGCACUCUUGGAAUUUUCGAGCGAAUAAAUAGUCAGAAUGGACAUUAAGGUCACUAAAGCCUCCGUUGGAGUUAACAGCGUUCACAUAACAGCUUGGUAGAUUUUGACAAAUUGACAGAAAUUUGAUUACCAAACGCUUUAUAAUCAAUUCAAAUUUCGAACUAAUUAACAAACGGUAAGACGUUGGAAACUCGGUAAACAUGUGUCCGAAUUCUGUUAAAUUUUUCAAAUAAGUUAAUUUCAAGAGAAAAUAACUAAUUUUCUUGAUUUGUCUUAGAAAUGCAUGAAACGUCGAGAUCUGGUGUUAUCCCGGUUUUAUUUAAGUCAACUCUCUGAUAUUUAGAAAAUUUUCGAUUUUUUCAAAAAAAAAUUUGUUCAGAUUACGCCAGAUUUCGAUUUUAUUAAAUUGAAUCUACGCGGUUUUCAACGUCUAGAAACGUUUAGACGCGUACACACGUCAUCGAUAAUAUGUCGGCCUUUUCUCGAAAAUAGUGAUGAGCUUCAUAAAAUCAGUGAGUUUUUGCAGUGACCUUUUUUGCUCCACCGCUUCAUGAAAAUCACUAGUACCAUUCGAUUCAGCGCAUCUUAGUGUUAGCUAAAAACACUCACUGAAUAUGAUUUACUCCUGAAUAUAUAUUCUACAACCCAAAAAUUCGGGAACUAGAAAAUUUUACUUUAGACGAAAAAAUCGACACUUUUCACACUUACCGGUUUCAGAGGCUCAACUAAAAUACAUCAAAUGAAUAUAAGCUAAUUGUAGCUUAUGUUCGGGCCCACUUUUGGAGGGCUGAGCCGAUGGGAUGUGACAUUUUGUGUUCUAAUCAAGGAUGGCUUUUAUCGUAUCAAAGAACGUUCACUAGCAACUCUUUACAUGAUUGAAUCAGUGGCAUCAAAGAGAGACGGAUUUUCAUCGCAACAACAAAAACUCGGUAUGGCUCAUUUAACAUAGACUAGACACCAGUGCGAGAGCGAAUUUCUCUCGAUGACAUUUCUGAGAAUCAAAGAUUAGCACGCUGCUGUGGGGAUCCUCUCUGAAGCAACAAACGGUCGCUUAUUCUUGUUUCGCGAUCCGAUUCUAUACAGACAGUUGAUAAUUGCGAUAGAAUCAUUUUACUAUUGCCACUUAUUCUAACUAUGUGCAUAUAACCUUUGUAUAAGUUGUGUCUAUGAAAAUGUAUGUGAAUGCUCCACACAAGGGUUUUGAAAUGUUGCAACCUAGUAUGAGAAUCAUUAAGUUGAAUCAUCGAUUCGAUUUUCUGCGAUAAUUGUCAACUAGCGAUUCUCUCUUGGGAAGCAACGACGUUCUUCCCGUUCCACACAGCAACGAUCAUUAUCAGACUGUAUUUUUUUAAGGGCGUGAAAUACUCAGAAUAUGAAGUGGAGCGAAGAAAUGUAGCAAAAUUCUCUCACGGUUCAUGCAUUGAGAGACUCGAGUUCUUGUAGCAUCUUCUACCGGAUUGAAAAUGUUGUAUACAAUAUAGAUAGCAAUAUAGCAGCUUCUGUCAAAUUUUCGGCAAUCACCAACACUGGUUCUAAUUGACCAUUUUCGCUCAGUGGCCGGUCGACCCGGCCUCUCCUACUUUUUUUUUAUUAAAAUGAACAAUAUUUGCACAGCAGCACCUCAUCCUAAGAGCCGAAGGUUCUCGACCCCUGCGCUAGGUGGAUAAAAACAAGUUAUUUUUUAAUAUGCUUACGGAACCAUAAACUAUAAGAGGUCAUGACACUCGAAUCAAGGGGAUUUCGACUUCUUUGCCACUGAUUUGGCAACGAUAGUCGGAGCUCAAGAUAAUGUUAGAUUAGCAGAAGGCUAAUUAGAUUGAUGAUGCGAUAUGAGGGAAGCGGGUCAUUUCGCCGAAGAUGACCCUUUCAUCGAAAGGGUCAUUUCGCCGAAAGGGACAUUUCACCGAAAAGGUAAUUAAGGGACAUUUCACCGAAAAGGUAAUUAGCAAUUGGUAGAAAUAGAAGAUGAAAAUUAUAGAAUGAAAGUCUAUAGACUUAGAUGGGAAGAUACAAAACGGAAAGGCGAGACGUGACAAACGUCAUUUAAGCAAUCAGAAGUCCUUUAGUAACUUAACUUUUACCUUCGACCGUCUAUAAUUUCACAGCACAGCUGAAUAUGCUCGGUUUCCCUGUUCAGUUAGGCUGGUUAGGUUCAAAUGAUUUUAUGUGAUUCCAUACGAGACUUCCUGAAUUUUAUUCCGAUACGUUUCCGGAAUCACUGGGUUAAAAGUGUUAAAUAUAAUGUACCGUUAUAUAGUGACGAAACUUAACCGUACAACAACAACGGCUAGAAACUGUUCAAAUUUUUGAGUCAAGUUAGUACGAACCGACCGAUUCCCAGAUUCCGCUUUUGAAAAUACCGGAAACAGUGGUAAACAACUUCAAAACGGAACUCACUCACUUUUCUCAGAGAAGCGAUUUGAUCAAUAUAAUAUAACAUUUCGUUUCUAUGCGGAAUUCCCCAGUUUUAUCCGGAAGCGACUUCCAGUUCCGUAAUUAAAGAGCUCCGAAAUUAAGUGUUCACAAUUUUGAACUGAUGUUCGGAGAAACGAUGCAAAACUGUGAAAAUGCUUCUAUCAUACGCUCAAACGAAGAUACGAAUCAGCCUUCGACUGAAAGUCUCCUAAACAUAGAAAACUAACUAACUGGCUCAAACAUAGAAAACUAACUAACUGGCUCAUGCUAGUUGAAGCCCAAACACGCUUUCUGGGUUUCUUUCAAAAGCCAAUGAGAAGUAUGUUGAAGAAAACAACAUUGUGAGUGAUGUAAGGUUUUCUUGCAUCAUCAUUAUGCGUGAAGCUUUCAAAUUUGUAACAUUCGUCGCUCUGUAAUAGGGGAACCAGAGGUCGGAUCCAGAUGAAAUUUAACAACCGCAUUUGUGGCUAUAGGAUCAUUAUUUUUUUAGCCUAUUACUUAGCCCACCUGAGUUCGAUUCCCAACCCAACACAUAGGGUCAGAAAGUUGUCUGAUCCAAGAGACGAAUGACCUUAAGGUUAAAACCUCUAUAAUUAAAACAAAAACAUGUUUGAACUAUUUCGAAGCGUAUUUCAACCACUAUUCUGACUUAUUUACAUACACAGCUCAAAAUAUCGUUUUGUUUUUGAUUUUAAAUUUACUUUAAGGAUCGGAGCCUUUCACGGACAAAACGUCACGAAAAACUACAGGUUUGAAUUUAUGAAUCAUGUACCUAAACAACUGAUCAGUUUAUGAAUUGAAUUCCAGAAUCCAGAUUCGUAAUUCAGGUUCAGAUUUCAUUUCCAGAAUCUCGGUCCAGAAGUCAAGUUCAGAAUUCAGUACGUUCUGAAAUACAAUUCCAAAAUUCAAUUUUAUAACUCAGGUCCAUCAUCUGAUUUCUGAACCUGAGUUAUAGAUAUGGGUUCUAGAAAUCAAUUCUGAAACUAGAAUUUAGAACUGAACUGAGGACCUGUAGAGUACCCAGCUGAAUCUCGAUGGUUUGAUUACGAAUUUAGGCUCCGCAUCCUACAGCAGGUUCAGAAUCUAGAUCCAGUAUUCAAGUUCUGGUGCAUGAUCCAUCAAUGUAUAAGGAUCUAGAGCUAGACUUACCAUAUUCAAGGCCGUAUUCUGGUCUUAGACUUAGAUCUACCAUAUUAUUGUUUGAGAUCCUAGACUUGGAAGUUCCUGUUCUGGAACCAGAUCCUGCACUAGGAUACCGGAUCUGGAUUUACAUCGAUGAACUAAUUCUCCUUAUUAUUACCCAUUCGUCUUUUUCUGCCUUUCUCACAUAGAAAGGUUAUACAAUCACUGUGAAAAUCCACUCUUGAACCGAGGCCCGGAGGGCCGAAUGUCAUGUACCAUUCGACUCAAUUCGACGAACUGAACAAAUAUCACAAUUCGACGAACUGAACAAACAACACAAUCUCUGAAAAAUGAAAAAUCUGACGGUCCCAUAGAUCUCUAUUGAAUUUUAUCCCGUUCCGAACUCCGGUUCCGGAAUUACAGGGUGAAAUGAAAAAAAUUGUCGCUCCUCCACUUUUUUCAGAGAUGGCGUGACCGAUUUUCACAAACCUAGAACUUCAAACGAAAGGUCUUAAGGUCCUAUAGAUCGCUAUUGAAUUUUAUCCCGAUCCGAAUUCCGGUUCCGGAUUAAAAAUGCAAUAUGUGCAAAUCUAUGAGAAAAUGCGCACUCAAUUUUCUCGAAAGUUUCUCAACCGAUUUUUACAAACUAAGAUGCAAAUGAAAGGUCUUGAAAUUAUUUAAAAAGUCUCUGUGAAGUUAAUCCAGAUCCGACUACCGGUUCCGGUAUUACAGUGCGAUGAGUAAAAAUUUUCAAUUUUCAUUAUUAUUGAAACGAGGCACAUUUUUAUAAAAUUUACUGGUAAAUUCAUCCAUUUGGCAGACCUUGUUCGUUGGUGGAUAUAUAAAUCUACUUUGGGACUACUAGGUCACAGUUUCCGAACGCAUCGAUAAUAGUGAAGCAAAGCUCCAAAAACGGAACUCUCUCCGAUUUCUCAGCAACCGUUAAACCAAUUUUUACAGAUCAUGAUUCAAAUUCAAGCACUCGAUGUCUUAAAAGAUACUGUGCAAUUUCAUCCAGAUCCGACUUCCGGUUCCGAAAUUAUAGAGGUCGAUGAGAAUCAAAACUUUCAAACUGUCAUACAAAAUGAUGCAAAAUCGGUACGUGCUGGUACGGAAGAACAAAAAGCCACCGCCAAGCACACAACGUGCUUUGUUCAAUUUUGUAUAGCGUGCUGGGUUGCCACAUUCAAAUCUUUAUUAACUUGACAUAACUGUUUACAAAUUAAAAAGGUGAUGGUAGUUUGUACCGAAGAAAGUUUUUGAUUUUAUUGAAGUUUGAAAGAAAGUGAUGUUUUUGAAAACAUAAGUAAUAUGAGAAAGGCAUCAUUACCCCACUAGGUGGAUUAAGAAAAGUUUUUCUAAAUGUUUCACGCACGUCUUCAGAGUAAAUAAAUACCCAGUAUACUUGAGUAUUUAUUUCGGCACCGUAAAAUAUGAACCUUCGAAUUCAAAUUUAUUACAAUUACUUCUUCAUUAUUGUAUGACUGCUAAAUUAUUUUGCGUUUUUCAUUGAUUGUGCAAAUUAUUUCUUAUUAUUUUCUAUUGAAUAUCAUAUUUAAUAGGGCACACUGCUUUAGCUCCAUGAUGCCAAGGGCAUAUUAUAAUUCUCUCUGAGAGAAGUUACGGGUUCGAGCCCCGUCUCUAUGUUAACUUUCUCGCGUAAAUUUCAUUUCGCUGUUGCAUUCGUCAGUAUUUUUCCGUUUUAUUUUUCUCGUAAGAUGCUGAUAAAAGGCGACGUUUCCAUACUAGUUAUGUCUAUUUCAAAAUGUUAAGAAUUUAUCCUUUAGAAAAUACUUCCGCCCUACGACGGUUACUCUUAUUCAGCUAGUUUUUUUCAUUAAUUCGAAGUUAGUAAUAUUUCAACAUUAGUAUCUCAUUAACGAUGAUAGCCAACGGAGAAAAAAACUCACCAACUGCGCGAGAAGUACAUACAGAAAACUAUUAUAUAAAUCAAGAAAAAAUACACAAACAACAAAAAUUGCUUUGGGAAAUUGCUUUAACUGAGUGUAAAUAAUUUUCUAUAUUCAUUCAUAGAAACAUACAUAGAACAAAAACAAAAAAUAAUAAAUUAUAGGUGAAAGAUUGUAGAUAUGACAGAAAAUAAUGAUCGUCUGACCAGAAAUGAAAUGAAAGAAACAAACCGAGAGAGAGAGAAAGAAGAAAAAUGCAUCAAUGAUUCAGGAAGUUGUUCAGUGAGGUACUCUACCACUCGAAAAAAAAAACAAAUUCCUUCUAUCUAAUACUGCUACAGUUUCAUUUUCAUCACUAUCUUCUGUCAGCAUAGGAAAUAUUGUACAGUUUUUCCACUUCCCUCUCGAACACGUGAGUCAUUCGAAAAAAAAUGCGAGAAUAAAAAUUUUCUUCAGAGGCAUCCGACAUUCAGCCAGACCUCUCUGCUAUACAAAACUCAGACAUAUUUAGUAAAUAAUAAAGAAAAUAAACGACGUGCGUACCUAAAAUAUGUGUAUAGUGAUGUAAACGAGAAAAAGAGCCAAACUCACAAUAGAGCUCUACAAACCUUAAACGGGGAGAAGAAAAAAAAACACAUAAACGUCGAGUGCCUUAAUUUUUGUACUGCAUGCAAAAACUAAACACACACACAGAUUAAAGAGAAUACUGACAUAUUUUUGUAUGAGACAAACACAUUCACGGCGCACGUGCUGCUAGUGAAAAAUGUUCAAACAAACCGGUUGCGAAAUUUCCGAUCCGCAGCCACUUUCGAGGACCUCACUGAACGAUCCGACAACCGGACAGUAGAAUGAAAAAAAAGUAUUGAGACUGUUUCAGAACAGGAGGAACUAUGCUUCCGCAACAACAACAACUGUUAAGACAUUUUGUUUCCUGGAAUUGAAUAACCAAACUUUGAUUUUCAACUUUUGUACAUAUUCUCAUAACGUGGCUAUCGCCGUCCAGGAAAACAAAAACCAGAAACAUUCACACAGAGUAUAAAGGUUAUUUUCAAGGACCAUUUACGCUUCAACCGUUUCACCAGCAGUCAAAAGUCGAAAAAACGGAUUAGGAAUCGAAACCAGCUCUAGAGCUGACAACUAGACGGAAAGGAAUAGAGUAGUAGAUUAGUAAAGAUAGAUAGUCACAUGUUUUUUUUUUUAAAUCAAAGCUUCAAUAUAAAUUAUAUACAAAAUGUAAAUUAUAAGUAGCGGAUAGCUCUCUGUGCUGAAGCUAGCCACACUAAAUAAUAAAAUUAAAUUACAGUAUGGGAAUUAUUACCGUAAAUAACUCCGUGAGUGAAUAAAUUAUUAAAUUUAAAUAUCGCCAACUAAAUUAAAAGAUAAAAAUAACAAAAAAAAUAAGUCUCAGCAACAUAAAUGAACUAGUCGAAAGGAUUAUUUUAAUCAAAAAGCCAUACAGUGAAAAAACAUACUCGAAUAUGCAUAACAAAUUCAAACAAGUUCAUGAUACAUGAAAAGCAAACGCGAUGCAGCACAAAAGCCUAGCGAUACAAAACGAUACAAACGAAUGCAAACAAAAAAAAACACGUUACAUAAUAAUUGUGCAACGGUAAAAAACAACCUGGGUUCUGGGUAAACCACAGCCACCCAACGGGAAGAAGCGGGCGCGGCCCAUUCAGAUUCAACUUUAACCAAAAAACAACCAACAAAAUAAUAACUGAAAUCUGUUCUGUCACUACCUGAUAAACCAAACAGCAGUUUCAUGAAAACAAUACAAUAUGGCGCAGCUGAUACUCAUUUAACCACAUGAAACCACAUGCACCGAGUCGUGGUCCUUGCGAUGAUGAUUGUACAGAAGGUAUGUCAUUAAAUGAUUGGAUUACAAAUCGAACAACAACUACAAUUGUCACAAAGUACAUUUUCACGCAUUGUCACACUCAUUCAAGCCUGACCAAAUAGCAACCAACUACAAAGAAACAUAUACAAAACAGGCACAUAUUCAUGAACGCUCACGUAUUCACACACACACACAUGCGAGUAGCAAUAAAUCAAAAGGCUCGGCCAAUAAAUUCUGAAUUAAACACUGCUCCUGUUUACAAACUGCCGUUAAUCCACUCCUUCUUUCAUCCUAUAUUUAAAUGGCUGGAGACAAAAAAAAACCGGCAACCAUCAGAGAACUGAGUUUCGAGCAUCACAUUCCGUUUGUUACGACCCCCCCCCCCCCCAUCACUUAGUUCGACCACUAGGUGAACUGUUCCCGAACGGAAGAUGAGAAAUAAAAUAAAAACCAACUGACAAAAGUAGUAAGGAUUGCAAAAAAUAAACUAGUACGAAAAAAAAACACAAACAAACAAAGAAAAUAUUGUAAACCCAUUUCCGGUGUGGAUCAUUUCGCCGCCAGUGUCAUUCGUAGCUAAACCGUAGGAUGUAGUAGAUCUUUAAGAAUACCAUAACGAACUUCAAUGCAGUGUGAGAACCUGAGAAUUAAAACUACGUACCGUGGAAUCGGUGGAACUUUGUAUAACAGAUCCGGAUGUGGAGAAAAAAAAUAACAAAAACACAGAACACACACACACAAAUUAUAUAAUAUAUAUUGUAUUUAUAAUAAUUAUAGACCUUUAUGAGAAUUUAUCCUGUUAAAGAUAAAAAAAAGUUAAACUAAAACACUGUACAUAAUUCGAAAAUAAACAAGAGCAAAACCAUGGUGAGAAUGGAAAGAAAUAAAACAAAAACAUAUUUCAAAACAUG